Molecule: messenger RNA, 66640 nt
Organism: Spirometra erinaceieuropaei
Lineage: Eukaryota; Metazoa; Platyhelminthes; Cestoda; Diphyllobothriidea; Diphyllobothriidae
Source: the annotation of a GenBank genome assembly
AUGGCGGGACUUGGUAUGGCAUCGGAAGUUGUAAGCAAGUGACAGUUUUUGGAUCAUUUUCAUUUAGCACCACAUACUUGAAGUACCUGAAAUCGGAAAGUUAAACGUAUACGUGCAAGUGAGUUCUUAAAUAGUGUUAGUCUUUGUAUACAAACGCUAAAUUGUAUUUUUGAUGACGAGUAGAAUGCUUUUGCGUUUGCUUACAUGUAAAUGCACGCGACGCACCGCAACACACGGAGCUGAAUUCUUUCAGUUUUUACUCUUCUAAUUCGUGGACAUCUACUUGGAUUGGUCUUGCGGAAACUGCCUUGCAGCCCCGCGGCUGCACUGCGUCCAGAGUACCUUCAAGGGAUUCUAGGCUUUGAGGAUUUAAAUGUCUGGCUAUUUUCGAUUUGUUCUGUACUUUUGCGUUUACUUUAUCCAAAAAUUUGUUAGACUGAUCGCUAACUUUUACGAGUCUCUAUUUUCUAUAGGACAUAAUCAUGGAAUUUGUAAAUCAAUUUGGACGUAGCCGCUAUAUAUUAGAAAAAUACAGAGCGCUGACAUUUUACUUCAACGAAAAACGCUUUCAGACGUGCAGAAAUAAAACGGUCUGCAGAAACGACGGUGUAUGGGCUAAUUAUAUUUAACAGGCAAACGACAAAUAAAUUUAUGUGACCGAACACCUUAUUAACAAGGCCACCCUAACAUGCAAGUACUUUAGCAUAGUGCUUUUUCUUAUCUGCUAGAAAUAUUCGGUCAGAAUACAUCAAAGUUUCAUACUCACAGCAUCGUAGAUAUGAAUAUUCAAAUACGUUCAAACAUCAUGUUCAUGGUUUUAACUGAAUGGUUAAUCCUAUUACGUUUGCAAUUAAUUAAUUAAUAUCUUCUGAUUAUGUCACGAUUUUACGUUUAAUCUUUCACCACAGGGGAAUCUUGUCUCGCAUUCUGUCGCAUUCCUUACAGUCCAUGAUCUCGGUUGCAACCGUGAGUUAAUAUUUUCUGGAGGAUCAAGCUUUCUUUAUGCCUGUUCCACACGUACCAGAUUGUCAUCUUUUGCACACAACCUCAGUUCACAUGAUAAGCUGUUAUUCACACUAUCCUACACUGCCUGCAAAUAUUUUAUAUACUACCUAAAAAAUAUAAAUUAUCUCACGCUCCAUAUAAAAGCGUCUGCAUUGGCAGGAAUGUUUCUGAGCUUUUUGGUGUUCGAAAUGUAGUUUUACACGAGUGGAAUCCUAUAAUGGUCAGAUCACUUUACAAUGCAAACAAAGCAGAUAGCGCCUGCGCAUUGUGUCCCCGUGCAUUAAUUUUUCGAAGGCAAUAUUAACACUCGUGAGCAACAACUGAUUCUCAUAAGACAGUAUAUUAUUUUAAAUUGACUUCAUGCAAACCAUUUCUAGGGAAGGUCCCAAAAACGACAGACAAUCGAUAUUAAGGCUCGUAUAUGUUUCGAUGAUGCCAAACUAUUACCUCUUUGCUGUGCAACAAAGCUAGCAACAAGUUUUUUGAUGCCCAAGGCAUUUUAAUGAUUUUUAUUAGUAACAGGCCAUAUACGACUUUUCAAGGAAGUUAAUAAUCUAUUUAGCAUGUAUUGUGUUUGAAACGUAUCACUGCGAAAGCCGUCAUUACCUUUUCUUAAGCAAACAACAUGCCUUUGAGUAGGAAGUGUCCCCCAGUAAAACUGGCACGGACCUAAUAUGUCUCUAAAUCCAAAAAAUCAAGCACACAUUGGAUCUCCUUAAAUCUAUACUUUAAAAUGGUGGAAUCGAUCGGAAUGUUAGCAAUCCCAUUGUCAACACGUUUUAGUUAUCAGUAUGAGUCACUUGCGACAUAGAAUAAUAUUAAAGGGAACAAAAUGCUCCACUUCCCCUGUGGACUAAUGUUACUAACGGGAACGAAAAAAUGUGCACAAACUAAUAGAAAAAAUCAGACACAAUUGCCUGGUCCAUUUGAUCUACUCAAAACUAUUGUUUUAGCUUGAUUGCCCAAUAAACUAGGUAUAAACUUUAGAAAGUUGAUGUUUUUCAUUGGCUCAUAUCCGUCGAUACUCCAUAUUUUCCACCAAAAUUAUUUACCUAGCUGCUUCGAAGUCCACCUUUUAAAGGUAUAUCCGCUUCUAAAGAAAUAAUUACAGUUAAGAAGUCAUUUGUCAUUUCCCAAGUCACCUCUUGAAUUGUUACCAUUUUCAUAAAGCAUGAAGCACAGUAGAUGUACUGUCUGUACCGUACUGAUGUUAACCAAAAUUCUGAAAUGCGUCUUCAAUUCCAAAAUGAUUACUUAAGUGGAGUUGUAAUAUUGAUUAUUAUGUGGCAUUAUACCAAGGCCUUCCAGUUGUGUCACGAUGCCGGAUUUCGAAUGACCUUCAUAUCAGUCGCCUGCAUAACUUUUAUUCCGUAAAAAGGGCUACUUAUUAGUAUAAAUUUUACUCAAUGUUUUUCGGUACCCUUAUAUUUUAUUGAAAACAUACACGAAAACAUCCUUUCUUUUGUUCAUUUGGUAACAAAUCGCGUUUGCUUCCAACUUUAUACUUGGAGAAAGAGUGUCCUUUGGUUCUAAAAAAAUUUCUUAUUGUGACACUUCUCAAGACCUUGGAAUUUCCAAUCGUACAGCAGCAGAUUAUCACAUUUAUCAAUCCUGCCUGUAAAAUGGACAAUGUGGUCUACAUCCACUUUCAACUUUAUAUGCAUGCUUUAUAAUAACACAUAUAAAUAUACGAGUUGUUUGCUCGAAGAGAAUGAAGCUUGUAGUUCGAAAUUUCUGAGCGCAGGUGGAAAGCCCAGCCAGGUUUAAAAUUAUUCGGAAAUCAGUUAAGCUAUGCAAAACCGAAAAACACUCUCUCUUCAAGCAUAAAAUUUCACAAAGACGUAAUCCGCUAAAAAAUAAGCUAAAAGGAAUAUUUUUGUGAAUAUUUUCUACACAAUAUAUUUGGAUUUUUAAGGGUAUCAAAAAUCAAUAGUAGAAAUUCGUGCUGACUAGGCAGCCACUUUUUGCGUGGUAUAUUUUUCGCAAAUGGUCGAUAAAAAGCUUAUUUGAAGGCCAAAAUCCCUAAUAAAGUAAUCCUCUGAAGUUGAAAACACAUUACAUAUUCCCAGUCAACGUUUGAUGUGAUAACAUAUUGCAUUAAUUUAUAAUCCAAAUGAGUCAUAUUCGGUAUACUUAUGCUAAAGUUGCUUUCUAUGAAGAAAAGCACUUUAACUUAGCAGCAUGAUUUAUGCUGGAACGGCCAUUAGCCCGACGAAUUAGUACCCUUUUAUAGACGUCAGGAGUAAUCAUGAUUGCUAAAGCAAUGCAUAAAAAUACAGGCAAUUUAUUGCAUGCAUAGGUUUGCCUUUAAUUCCUGUCUGUGUUUAUUGCAAACUGAAAAGACAGUUAGCUGUCGAAAUAAUGGGCUGAACUUCCGUCCUAGAAGUAAACAUAAUUUGCGGAAUGGUGAUAUAUCCAGAUUUCGUCAUCGAUUGGCCGUGGUUUCUCACAGCAAUUUGGGGCCUUUAAUUGUCCCCAAUCCACUCAUAAAAUUCCACUCAGGUAAAGUAAGAACAUAAUUAUACCGUGGGAGCGGGCCACAAACAGAACCUGCAGGUCUUUUCAGUAGAACCCCUUAUCAUUGAAAAAAUAAAAAGCUUCCAAUAGGAGACAAAGAAAAUGAACUUACCAGCAGAUUUAUUGGUCAACCACACUAUAUCAGUAGGACUUAACUUGCAGUACACAAAUUAUAGUCAAUACACAAGUCGCUGCCCGGCUGUGACGUUAAAAGUUUAUUUUGACACAUUGCUUUUAAAUUCAUUUUUUCGAUUUUGCAAAAGGAAAAGGAACCCUUUAUGUGCAAGGAAGGCAAUCAAUCGCCCUGAAAUUACUAUAAGAUCGAGGUUCUAAUCAUCAUUUUGAAUCCUCAUCUGUCGGGUGAAUCGCGGGUAGAAAUCGUAAGAUCGGUUGCAAGUGAAUAUUCAGCAUCCUUAACACAAACUACGUCGUAACCCCUAAAGGCAUCACCUGCGCAGAGCUUUGUUUUUAAAAUCUAUCAUCCUAUUCUGAUGGGAUCCAAGCCGUCCUCUUGUUUUUAUGGAAACCCGGUGCGCCAUGCAUGUGCCAGAUCGUGUGCGCAACGCUUUAACGGGGUGUUUAGCAUUGCCAGUCACUGCGUCCAGCCCCGCCUCCGGUCCCCCUGACUCCAUCUUGCACUCUCACCCAAAUCUUUGUUGGAGGAGAGAGUGUGCAUAUGCGACAGACGUCUGCCACCUUUAUGAGCUAGUUCACGCACGCGUCAUCGCUAUGCGCCCACCUUGUUGGAUUUCACCUGACAAACGGUGUAAUUUUUAACGGUCCAGCUGCCAUAGCCUUUCAGCUGUUAGUUGACUGUGUGUAUGAUAAGAAAACUCACACAACAAAUAUUGGAACCGUAAUUUGCGGCCAGCCUAGUAAACUCUUGAAAGCAUCAGUGUCCUUCAGGUGUCACUGCUAAAACGAUAACGCUCCUAAUUUAGAAAAAAGACAAAAUAUAUCUGUUGAGGUAGACUCAAGAUGUUUUCCCAUAAAUAUAUUCAUUACCAUUCAUCCAAUAUGUCCAAGUAAAAGCCUUCCAUUUUUAAAACAAAUAAAGACCCCGUAAUGCCGAACAUCUCUGGAAAUCGAAAACUCGGCUAGCCUCUGCAAACACUAGGUAAGCUAGAAUGCUUUCUUAAACACAUUUAACUGAGAGCCUAUUAGUAGGCCUCCUCUAAUGUAAAGUUGCACUUUUUGAGUUAUUUUCGACUUAGUGGCGGCAUAAUCUUACCUAAGGAUACAACCUCACGAUAACCGCAACAAGGCCUUCUAUGUAGGAACAUGCGAUAACUCUUGCCCGAUUUCGGUAGAUAUAUCUUGGUUGAUGGAGCCGAUGCCUCUGCGAAGACCUGGAUGCCAGACGAAAAAUGGAUCUUCUGAUAUGACUUGGCUCGUUACCGAGGUGACUUUAUGCGGUUGUUUUGGAAUUCAGUAGGUUGCCGGGAGAUAUCGCUAGCAGUACAAGACAGUGCUAGGUACACUCCUAAAGUGGAAUUCGGGUCGGUAUUAGUUAGCUGCGUUAACAUUCUCUCCCUAACUCUCUUGAGACCAUGUAACGAAUGCAAGAUAUUCAUAGAAACAACUGAAGAAACUUGCAUGCAUAAAUCGCCAAGAAACAGAUGCUAGAGGAGCUUUCAAUUUUUUAAAAAAAAGUUGUUAUAUGAGUCCCUGUGAAACUGUAGGCGAAGUUUGGAGAAUAAUUAUAAAAGGGGUUUGCCUUCAGUGCUGUUCAAAAUCAAUUGUUUAGAAUGCCCUGCCCAAGGAAGGUUCCUGCAAGAUGAUUGUUUCUUGGGAAGUAUUUACGGACCUUAGUAUUCAAGCCUGGAUGUCCGAAUCUCAAAAAACAUUCUUUUUCUUUGGACGCACAAUAGUGGGAAAGUUCCCGUUGUUGUUUUCCUUCUGAAGGACCUUUUCGGAUUGAAACGUCACGUCUCUCCGUUGAUACAGGCCUCAGAAUAUAAAAAAGAAUAUUACGCUCUGCAUAACGAAGCUUGAAAUACGAUGCGUUUUAUUAUUCUACUGCAUAUAGCCUGAGCUAAUACGUAUAGUAGGUGGACUAACUCAUGAAAUGUCAACCGAAAUUUUUAAAUGCGGUUUCGUUUCGAAAAGACUAAUUUAGUGGGGUUCUAAAAUUAAUUGUCAUGCAGUAUGAUUCCACAAUAAUUCAGUUAUCUCAGGAUGACGGCUUCGAAAGGAUUUCUUUUCGGCUGCACGCAGGAACUACACUUUGUAAAAAAUAUCUACUUAUAUAAAAUGCAUUCCUCUCAUUGAAUUUCGAUGCUCUUAAAAAGCAAGUUAUAUUUCAUGCAAAACGUGCAUAAAAAUAUUCAUUCUUUUACUCAUUCGGUAGAAAAUGACGUCUUCCAAUUUUGUAUUGGCAAAAAAGACAUCAUUCGGUUUUCAAACACUAACAAUUUCCGAAUAACUUUCAACCCGACCUGCCGUUACGCUUGCAUUCGGGGUUCCCGAACUCCAAGUCGUAUAUUUUCCGCGUAUGGAAAACCGUAAAUUUCUCUGCGGCAUUAAGAGGAAACCUUAUGGGGUUCAUUAAAGCUAGCAGUGUAUUUGAGCCAUAUUACUGACGUUACAAGCCACAUUGGUGACGUUUUAUGAACGGCCAUUUCACGGUAUUAAAAAUCUCAAAAUUAGAAACUUUUUAUAAACCAAAUUUCACCCUUCAUUUGAACAAAGAUGUAUUUUUUACUGACUGAGCAAAAAAUGAAUAUUUUAAUGCAUAUUUUUCAUGGAAUAUACGUGGAUUUUUAAGAGCACCGAAAAACAAUCAGAAACAUACAUGCCACCUUAGUAGUCAUUUUUUACAGAGUGUGCUUUCCGCGUGCAGCCGAAAAGAAGUUCUUUCGAAAGCAGGCAUUAUGACGUAACUGAAUUAUUAUAGAACUAUGCCACAUGAUGAUUACUUUUACAACCCCACUUAAUUAAUCUUUUCGAAAGGAAAACGCAUUUCGGAAUUUGCGUUGACAUUUAAUGAAUUAGCCCACCUACUGAACGUUACAGUAAAAGUAUUCUUAACAUGCUUCGCGCAAAAUUACUUUUUACAAGUGUUUUUACCAAUUUUCUCUAUCGACGACUGGAACAUUUAAUUAAAUUGGAGAACGACGCCCUUCACGAGCGUAAUAUUUUCUUAAAUGUCCCGCGUAGGGUGCAAGUUUUGCUUUCCAUAACUGUGAAGGAUCUGUGGAGAAUAAAUUCCAAUUAUCUGACUCCAUGAGCGCUAUAAUCACACCAUUCAUGUCAGGUAUGCAGUGCCGCAUUUUUUUGCUACAGAACAGCCACUCCAUUUUUCAAAACAUUAACAGAAGAACAGGCUGGAACUGUCCCCUGUUAACAUAAACAUAGGCAUUAGUUUCACCAUACGUCCAUCACUCGCCCCGUAUGCUGGUGAGACCAAUUUAUAUUUAAAGUUUGGAUUCAGAUAUUAAAACCCGAGUAUCAGGUCAUGCACCACGCUCUGCCAUGAAAUGUGCCCACGAUUUCUGAGAUUUAACCAAAAUGGCGAUUAUUCUUGCGACCCCGUUGCUAGACUUGACUACUGAAGUAAUCCCACUCUGUAGCGUCACCCUACAAAACACUGAUGUAUGAUCGUGAAGUUAACGAAAUAUGCUACCUACAUACGUCGGAAUUCCCAAAGUUGAAACGCGAACGCUGACAAACAAGCUCUUUUAUUAUACUAACUAACAAGCAGGUAUGCAAUUAGUGCUGAAAUUUUGCGGAGCCAUUUCCGCAACGAUAUUAUUUUGGAAAAGACCUAAGUACAUUUAUAUCUCCCUUUAGCCCUUUUGCAUUCUUUCCGAAGAUUGUCCUGGUAAUUCACAAUUUCAAAAUAAAUGAUGCUAGUCUUGAAAAUGAGCUACGUUUUCUGACCUUCAGACGCGGUUUUUCUAAAAUGAUGUCGUUUCGGCGAUCGUGUUUAUUGUUUGCUUUAAGAAAGUGCUUACAGAUACGCGUGGUCGUUGACUCAUAAUCAUACUGUGACUUGAUGAGAAGAGCCACACGUCUCAUUUUUUAAUUGCUGCCUAUCACAACUGUCUUUUAACCAAUUAAUCGGUAAGUCUGUCUCAGUAAUGCUGAACCUUUUUUUAAUGUCCCAUGUGUGGAGACAUAGGAAUUUUUGCAGCGGCGCUUAAAAACUAAGUUUUCAGCCGAUGAGAAGCAGAACGUGAAAAACAAUAAGUUUUACAUGGGACUUUCUAAAAUAGGUAACUUCUUACCAUGGAAAAUUCUAUCAUACGCACUGCACGCUGCUCUUCUUCGGCAAGCAAAAGAGCCCUGGUCUUCGACCGAGAGUUUUUGUCUGUAGGUUCGCAAGCCAUCACUACGUUAUGCCCAAACGUCUCCAACCAGCCAAACAAGGGAUUGGUCAGUUUCACUGCCGCAUGCCUAGGCUCGGUCUUUGCGCGCAUACUUGUUGCAUAGCUGCCGUUCAUAACAUAUGACUGUUCAUAGAAUCAAAAAGCCAUUUUAUCGGACUUCUGGACAAAGACUGAAUUUCGAAAUUAAAUGGCUGACCACGAAAAGAGGACUGCUUUGCCGGCAAUACAAGAUUAUGCAUAUAUAUCGGGGAAUCUAGCAGUUACAAAACUGCGUAGUUAAGGCACGCAAGGGCGGUUGUCAUUUUGCCGGGUUAUAAAAAGAACGUCAAAAACGGCCAUGCGAUGCUGACUUCUCUUAAUGCUCUCGCACAUGAACAUAUUUCGGACAAAAUGGACCCCGUGUUGCAAAAGUAUGAGCGACUAACCGCCAGUCUGGGGCCAGGCGACUACCGUAAGGACAAAAAUGACAAAAUAAUUGGUUCGAAUGUAUUUCGCCCAUUUGGUGGAAAAAGGAGACACAUUAAUGUUUAUCGCAUCGUCUUCAAAAUGCGAAGGAACGAAGAAUAACUUCCAGAAAGACUCUGUAACUGGUCCCGCUGUUCUUUCUGGCAGUACAAAGCGCAGAUAGGAUUAAAUAUGAUCAAAUUUAUUUUCCUCACUGGUUUGAACGUCUCAGACUUUCUGAGUUCGUUUGAAACCUGCUCACUUGUGCUAAGAGUGAACGACAUUAAAACCGCAAGAAUAAAUAAUCAUUAGGACUACAUGAGCGGAGAGGCAAACUGUUUUGACGUUGGAGACUAAAUAUGACCCCUAUAUUCGCACUCUUUCGGCUCCUGCGUUUAAACUGCUUAACGGAUGGAUGGCGGUUACUAUGCGGUACAACCAACAAAGCACUGAUCACAAUGUCUUUAUAUAUUUUGUCAUAUAAAGAGUUACCUUAGUUUAGUUGCGAAAGUGAUAAAUAGAGUUCAUCAUCCGAGGGAAGACAACGCACGGCAACAUGGCUACCAAGCAGGUUCCUGGCCAUCCAUACAAUUCAUAUUCUUAAAAAUUUGCUAUUGCUUACUUCGUCAUCAUUUUAUUGUUUAUAGCAUAUAUCUUUAAAAAACACUUUCCAUUAAACAUGUGUGGAAUAUGCUUUCUGUUGGUCAUUUUACAUGAAGUUGGGGUAUUUCAUACUGUGUACUGGGAAAAAGCGAGAGUUCAAAUCUCCGAACGUUCGUAGUUGUGGAACUUUUGAAGCUGUUUACGCAGUUUUUCGUACAGCUCAUUAUUUCUAAGCCUUUAGACCAGCGCUGACAGAGUAUGGAGCCUGAUCUUUACUCGGAUCUUUUUAAACGAUGAGGAAAGCAUCUAGCAAAUGGUUUCGAAAUCUUAAGGAAAGAUUAAGCAAGGAGAUUGGAUUACAACGCGCAGUAGCACGAGUUAAAGUAGGCUUAUGUUGCACAGCAAGUCUACGCAUCCGUAAACAGGUAUUUGGUCGUCAUACACUUUUGUUACCGAAAUCGUGCGGAACAUCAUUUAGUUAGUGCCAUCGUUCAUUUCCUGUCCUUUAUUCGAAAGUAGAGAACAGCAAAGUUAAAAAUGAUCCGUCAGUAUUUUAAAAGCACCCUUGUUCUCACUACGUGUUGGGGAAGUUUUCGUUUUAUCGGACUUACGGAGAUAACCGUCGGUUCUGGUGGCAAGUUUGUGCACACAGCCAAAACUCAUCAUAUUGAAGGCAAGCCAAAAUACACGGGUUUUUGGUCUGCACCUGCGGAGUAUAGAACGUAUGUAGCAGACUGGACAGAUGCUUUUUCUGUGCAAGUCGAAGGAAGUAGAGAUAGGUUCGUACGGCAUCCUGUCUGUGGCAUUUUUCUGACCAAGUGCUUUCAUGGGUUUAGUCAAACUGACUUACUAACGUAACGAAUGUGCGAACAGCAAAAAAUUCAGCUUAACUUACAAUCCCCAUUUGCACUCGAGUUUCCUCUUGCUACCUGGAAAAACGCCAACGAUCCAAGAAAGAUGAUGUACCACGCAUAAUCGGUAAACGGACGCUUAUUCGUUAGCUCUUUCAAAAUCUAAGAUGACAGGGUCACAGACUCUGCAAACCCCAGUGAAAACUGAUCAAAAUGCCGACAGCAUGCACUUUGAGUGCCUGUGUUAAGAAAGAUUACGGUGCUUGUGUUUUGCUAGCAAAUAUUCUGGUUUUCUCUGUGUUAGCUAAUUUUCUUUUGAGUGUCAUCUGAACUUGCAUAUAUAGUUCUUAGUUACUCACAAUAUAACUAGCUGUUGAUUACUGCAAGACAGUGUUAGCGUGAUGACCUAACGCCUUGGAUAUUACCUGUUAUCAGUCUAGUGAAAGAACAUGGUUUUGUUUUUGACACAGGAGAUUAACUGUCCAGGAGCAAAAACAGCGUUUCUCAGGGCAAAUCCGACUGAGAUCUAAUUUUUCAAUACAAACAUCAGGGAAUAGAGUAAAUCUAUCGUUAUUUACCUAACCCUACCUGCCUGCUAGCAUAAUAUGGGCAUUUCACAGCUAUUCCACCAAAAAUACUAGAGAUUAGCUCACAUAUUCAUAUCGGUAUUCGAACCGAACCUAGGGGGAUUGGUGCUGAAGGAUUUACUCCAAGAAAAUCGAAGAGCUUGAUGCUCAAGUCUGAAGUCCAAUGAGAUUAGGACAAGUUUGAGACUCUAAACGUUGGAGACAGCUAGAACAGCACUGACGACGUCCUAUACACAAAAACGGUCGACGGAUGAGGUAUCACAGUCACUCGUGGGUAUCUUUAAUGACGCGUUUCAAAAAACAUUAGUUUACUGCCAGCUGGCAUAUUAGUCAUGCUCAGGAUAUUCAGGCACUCCAAACUUUAGCAACACAUGAGUGAAUUUUUGAGCCAAAUCCCUAUAGAGUGCUGCCCUAAUUUUCUGAUAGGCCUUGUCGUUUUAACUAUCAUUUUUAAAUUACUACCUCCCACUGAGCACUAUGACUCUUAUCGCAAAAGACAAAUGCACAUUGAGAAGACGUACUUAUCCUUUGCUGGCUCAUUAGCAUCAUUACCCGGAGGACCUCUUAAUUGUAGAGCCUAAGCCUCAGAAGAGAGUUUUGUGAUGUGGAAACUUUUGCACUUAUUGUCUGCAGACUUCACGUUAUCCGUUCAUAUUUUUUGAACUCGACCGAGUGCUUCAAAAUGGAGAAGGAUGGUGGACGUACUGGAUUUUCCAGCCAAUUAGCCGGCAACCACAAAUCACGCUUCUUAAGUUGUGCUGCCUGAUGCUCCGUUUGUCAGUUCAGUUGGACGCGCUUCCACAAAAUUCACGCGGUGGUAAUAAGAUUCAACCGUUUUGUUAACACAAUUGUAGUCCUACCAGCCUAUCGCAUAUAACAUAAGGGGUGUUGAUCCAUUUCUGAAAAUAUGGAAUCUUACAUAUCCACCGUAUCUUUUUAAUAUUCGGACAACAAUAACUUUUCGCGAAAAACGCAGAUAAGUUCACUAAAGACAGUGUCAGAAACUACAAUCAAAACCUACAACAAAAUAACUCAUUUUAACUACAACACAAAAAACAUCCACACUCAUAACGAUAUGCUAUUAUUAAAUAAUCCCAGAAAAUCCAUGAGUAUGGAAAGGGCUUGCUUCCGCCUGAAACAAAUUACGCAGUUUCCAAAACGGUAUGCAUUAAAUUUGGAAAAUCCACUUAAAUCAGCUUUCAGUGCUUAUUUGCGAGAAAAGCAAUGCCUAUACAAGAUACGCUUACGACCAUACUUAUUUCUUUAAUUCGUUAACCAAGACCAUUUCAUUUUUCGUUGCUGGUUUAAGCUAGAAUGUAUUCAAUAUUAUUUCCUAGGAGAGGUGUACGAAAUUCGUUCUAUUGCAGAUUUCGUCAUUUUAGAACUUUGUCUGUUAAGGAACGACGCUAAUUUUUUUUCUCGGCAGGUUCUAUUUUUAAGUGUGUUUUGAAACGAAAUCUACUUUGUCACUUCUUUCUGAUGUUCCGAAAACUUGCGCUCCCUAUUUUCUGUCGGAGAAGUUGACUCAUGUAUGUAUGCAUAUGGUGGUGGAGGGACGCUCACCGAUCAAAACUGACAGAACAACGAGCCCCUGGCCCAGAAGUUAGAGGUGCUGGACUUUUAACUAACAGGUCGAGAGUUCGAGCCGCAGGUAUUCCACACCUCGAGGUUGCGUACGACUUGCUGACGACGUCUAAUAAACCAGAAAUGGCCAUUCCAGUCUCCAUUAUCUUUGUCGGUUAUAACAUUCUGCUUAUAUAUAUGCAGUAUGGUAUUACGGACAAAGACAAGGGAGACUGGAAUGGCCAUUUCUGGCUUAGCAGUCGUCGUCAACCAGUCAUAAGCAACCUCGAAGUGUGCAACACCCGAAGCUUUUGUCAGUAAUGCCCUACUGCCUAUAUCAUGCGCCGCUGUGCGGCUGCUGAGUGGGCUCGAGAGAGAACUCUUAAGACACAACGGAACGAGUGAGUUCCGUAAGAACGAUCGGUGAGCGCCCCCUACCACUCCCCCAUUUGGCCUGGAAAGUCUUUUGCCUGUCAAUAUACGACCAUGUUAGUGUCAUCAUUAAUAUUCCAUCAGGACUUUCAUUUUUGACUAAAUUGAGUGUUCGCAUACGACGGCCGCUUACUGGCUGAAGCACCAAAUGAGUACUAAUUUUGUAGCUCGUUUUAAAUGUCUAUUGUUCUCUGCACAUUUACUCGAGUCUGACGACGACACGGAAAACCGACGUCGAAAAUUUGCUCAAUGAAUUUUUUCCUUUUCCCGGAGAACGUAUUUGCUUUUAAAUUAUAUUAUAUAUAUAUAUAUUAGACACAGACACGUUGUCCGACGUUCAUAGAGAGUUUCUUAUAUUCACAAAAAAUUGCAACGAAUUCUUCCUACGUUUCAUCAAGGACGGCCGAAGCUUCGGGAAGACGGGGCAUGUUUGUUUGUCUUAAAGUGCACAAGCAGGAUAUGCGCGUGUUAUUGUGUGUGGCAAGACACGUUGCAGCUGUACGGUCGCUCAUGGUUUGUUGAUGCGGUAGGGUACACGUUUCAUGACAGUACGCAUUCGAUCGAUCCGUUCUGCAGAUACGUUGCUGGAGUGGGAAGUACACCACGCGACCCCAUAUAGAUCGUGUAGCGCGGACAGAUCUUUCUGUUUUGUCAGCCCUCAAGCCCACCUAUCGUCCUUGGCUCCACGGGACCGUGCUCAGCACUGCGGCACAUCCCGGAAACCGUAUUUAGCCGGCAGACUUUAUCAGAUGGGGAUGUGCAGUGUGUGUGUGUGUAUGUGCAUGUGUGUAGUGUGUGUGUAUGUGUGUGUGUCUUCACACCAGGAAGCCCCGGAACUAAUCACCACUCUAUCUCCCCUCGUCUGAACAAAAACAUCUGCGCCGAAGGUGACAAACAAUCCCACAGACAGUCCAGGCUGCUUCGGAACCACUUCCCUGUGCAGCAAAUUCUUAAGCGACAGUGGAGUUGGCAACUUUCUGGAUAAAUAGCCGGUUCUGUUUGGUGGUAGAAUUUCUUAAGGAGAACAAUUUGACAUAAGUGUGAGUGAAACACGCCGUCACCAAGCUCAGCGUGGACCGUAGACACAAAUAUUCAUACUAGGCAAAAUACGAGGCAAGAGUCGCUCUUUCCUUCCCUCAAAUUCUACUUGAGUAACACUAUUCCCUGUGGCGGCCUAGAAUGAUCACUCAAUUUUGGACAGUCCAACAGCACUGUCCGGAAAGCAGGCCAGCCCUGGUCGCUUAGGGGCUAGCACACCGAAAAAGUGGACAUGGUGACACUCAACGAAACUCCUUUCUCCGAACAGGGGUGAGUGGAGGUAGGUGUCAGGUAGGCAGUUUUCUGGAACUGACGUCCAAAGGGCAGGACGACAAGACGUUAAAGUCGCUUUUGCUGUCAAGUAGGACGUUGUAAGACGACUUUCCCGUCUCUCGCGGAAAACCGGCGAUUAUCUGGUGGUCAUGGGUCUGUAACUGCACGGGGACAAUUUCGCUAGUCUUAUCAACGCCCACCUUUUUCCAGUGACAGACCUCGACGAGGUAUAGGAUAAAUUCAACAAUGUCGUCCAUGUCUUCUUGACGAAAGGGUUAAGGACGAACAGAUUCUUCUCUUAGCUGACUCAAAUACCCAUGUUGGUACAGAAAAAACUUUCUGUGAGGAAGUGCUAUGCCAGUUCGGGUACGGCAGUGCCUUGCGCAGAUAAAAAAUGUUCUCAUCACCAACACUUUAUUCUCUCUCGCUAUGCGUUAGAUACAAAUGUGCAUCCACACUCGUUUGUGACAAUGCAAAUACUGGAGCUCAUUAUUACCGGGAGACAGAAGUAACACGAUGCCCUAUUAACCAGGUCUAAGCGCGACGCGAAAUGACGGAUGGACUACAAUCUUCUUGUCUCUGACAUGAGGCUGCGACUUAAUUUCAACAGGCGAUCGAAAAGUAAGAAUUCAGAGUUAAGUUCUGCAUUAAGCGAAACGCCUGAACACCAAUUGAACUUUAGUUGUCGCCUACAUCUCAAUGUUAAACAAGUCAGUUUGUGGAAGAAAGUGCUGCUGUUGGGAAGAACCGCUGAAUUCCAUUCAAGUUUUUUCCCCCGAGGCACUCAGUGGCGCACACCGAAAUUACCAGGAUUAGUUCAACAAAAGCAACGAGAUCCGAGGUCUGAACUCGAGAAUAACAGUCACACAACAGUUCGGCCGUCGAUUUCGACUAGGUCCACCGUGUGCCCGACAGCGAUGUGGGUGCAGGGACGAUGACUUGCGCGUGAAUUAGUUUAUAGUUACAGUAGAUGUGCGCAGCAUCUGCCGCUUUCUCUCUCUUUACUCCCACCCAGACUCGAUGCCGUGACAGAUCCAGAAGACGGGAGGCGGGAGAUGUUGCAGGCCGCUGGAACAAGGGAACCCCUCACCUAAGCGUGUUACCACGCCGGUCCGGAUUCCACUGAGCUGAAGUGCCACAGAGAACAUAGUUAGAAUAAGCCAGGGCAGCCUGACUCUUAUUCCACCGGUUGGCUACUCAACACCAACAAACACUGGGCUGACCGCGAAGUCCGAGUUAUUCCGUCAGUUGGCGGUCUUUACCGUUAUAGAUUCAAGGGCGUCAGAUUGCUUAUAGUAGGCGAUAUGCGCCAAGACAGCUGAUUUAACUCACUCUUCUUACUCCCAGGCGUCAGUUUACUCCCCGAGUCAUUCAGUCGUCUGACGCGAGAAACAGGCUAAACACAACCUACAUCAACAGCAAUAUCGACGCCAAUAAAGCGGCAUAUUUCCGGCGCUGAAGAUUAGUGCAGCAGAAGACCUAGGGAGAUAUAACAUUUUUGGCUAAUUCAGAAGGCAGAAGAAAUUCUGGGAUAGGCUGGAGAAUUGUUGUUCAGCGAUCAAAGUAGUCUAUGGUUGCCAACCCACGGACACUGCGCCACUGUUCAGUCACGAUGGAUUAACUGUGCUGUCGCAGAAGUCUCAGAUGUCCCAUCGUCAGAGCGCGCACCCGCAGAAUAUCUCCAACUACUCGUCCACAGUCUGCAAAGAAAUCGUACAUCGACUUUCUCACGUAGACAACAAUGACAGCCCCGUUCAUACUUAUUCUUCCAGGAGAAAAGUUAGCGCUGUAGCAGCUGUCUAGCGGAAAGGCAUUAGUCGCAGACGCAAUCUCAUCCAAAAUCUACCAAAACUGCAGCCUCCAAUUAGCGGAGAAUCUUAAUCCACUAUUACAGGAGACGUGAAUGUAACAAGAAAUGCAGAAAGACUUGAAGGGCUUUCCCAGGUCCCCACAAACGCACACAAGGGGAGCUGGAGAACCUAUGAUAGGCUCAGAGGAAUCGACCUUCUCAAAAUCAUAGAACAAGCUUUACUUACGUCCUACUUAAUCGUCUGGACAGUCAUCAGGACAGAAAAGUCUUCUGGAAACACAGUGCUGAUACCGAAAGUACAGUAGAAUCCUGGAAAUAAGCUUUGUGAUCUGCCGACUACGAUAAAAAAUUGUCUGGACAUGAUACUAGACGAAGUUCUUUGGCGAAUUGAGCUAAUGUACACUCCGGAAAAUCAUGCCUAAAUCUGGGUGUCACAAGCUCUCAAAUCAUAAGCGGUUGAUUCAAAUGGCUAGAACAUUAGGAGACGUAUGAUGACACGUGCCAUAGAUAAUGAGGAAGUCCCUGAUGCAUUCACGCUGACAAAUAAUGUGAGACAGGGUACUACACUCGUUAACAUAGUCUCAAAUCGCCUGUUCUCUACCAUGCUGAUAGAUGCCGACUGUGAGAGGCGACGAAGAAUCAACAUCGCCUACCUAUCCGACGGACAUCUGCAUAACACCCGAUGCAGGCAUUUGUGCCGCACUACUGUAGGAAUUGGAAUGAUAAUCUAUACACUCCGUCGCCUUAUAGAGGUUAGAGGGCUGAGGGAGAUACGCAAAUCACGAACACCCCGAACCGGUGUUGUUAACAUCCAAGGAUUUCCAUCCUGCCUGCACUGAUAAUGAAGAUAUGGACACGGAUUUCCCUCGUAAGACGUUUUUGGACUCAGUGCAAUAUUAGCGCGACAGACCAACAUCCCUUUUCAUCAAAAAGCACCAACACUGUUUUGUCCUGCUUGUCGUCAUCACUGUUGUCCCGUUCGCUAGCAAGUUGGACUGAUUUCUGUCUUGUCACCACUAUGGCCGAUCUAAAACGCCCCAUAGUCGGUCACUUUCAAAUCCAUGACGCCAAGAUAACCGAAUUGGUGCCUAGAUAUACGUCAUGCACCUAGUACACACGCUUGACUUGUACAGACUGCUCUGGGGUAUCUAGAUCCCGUAUGCGUAUUUUUGGCCACAUGCAAAUGCAACGAAAUUUUCAGUGAAGUAGCACAGUCCAGACCCCCUUCAAAACACACCACUCAACCUAUACUAACAUACCUCUAGGCUACAUAAAAAUUAUUACUGAACGUGCGCAUAAACGACGCGCGGCAGCAAAACAUCGCAUAAGUGUUCACAAUAUGCGUGUAUCUAUAUGUUACGUCAAGUGCUACAUGCAAGAAGAUGCAUAUCCGAAUUAGGUGAGAAAUAUGCCAUUCGGUGUGACCUGAUAAGUGUGUACAGGUGACCAGGUCAUAGGUUGCAUGCGCAGACGGGCUUUUCAGCUUUGCUAACCAUUGAGCCCACGCUUAUCCCCUGUAAGACUUAAUUUUGUAUUUCCAUCCGAGUACAGUGGACGUGGGAGAGGGGAUUGAGGUAGAUUCGGCGGAAGUCUGCUCCAAUAACAACAAACUCACGCGCAAGCCACUGUUACUGAGCUCACCUCGUGUUUUAACGGCGACGUAGCCAUUCACUGCGGUUGAACAAUGGGCUUAUCGAAUGCGCCCAUAGGUAGUGGAAUAUGGAAUUGUCCUCAGUGCUGGUUCCUUGUAAACUAGAUGGACUCUUUAUUCGGAUGGACAUGAAAUCACCGACCAUACGACAACAAACUUUUAGGCGCGGCCGUACUCCUGGUUGGUAAAUCAGUUACACAAAAGAAGGUGAUAAGCCUAGGCGACAUUGUCGCUCGCACCUCUUCUUUAAGUGCAAAUUCAAAAAAUGACUUAAUUUAACACAUUGAGAGCUUAUGUGGAGACACUUUUGUGAAUCCUUUCUAGGAAAUAGGAUUAAUUUCAACUGGUUCUCCAUACGCAUUGGUAGACGCCGCAUGUAUACCAGCAAGUAGCGUCAGUAGGUGGGAUAACUCGUGAAAUGUCGACCGAAAUUCCGAAAUGCGUUUUCGUUUCGAAAAGAUUAAUUAAGAAGGGUUGUAAAGCUAAAUAUCCGACAGCAUAAUUCAGUUACCUCGGGAUGCUGGCUUUCGAAUGAACAUCUUUGGUCGCACGGAGAAACCACACUGUAAAAAAAUGAUUUCAGGUAGCAUGCAUUGUUCUCAUUGAUAUUCGAUGCCUUUGAAAAGUCAAUUAUAUUUCAUGGAAAACAUGCAAACAAUCUUCAUUCUUUUGCUCAUUCGGUGGAAAAUGACGUCUUCUUCCAAUUUUAUACUCGAAGGAAGGGUAUAGUUCGGUUUUAAAAAUGUGUCUAAUUGGGGUCUUUUUUUUAAUACCAUGCAACGACCGUUCAUAAACGUCAUGUCUCUGCAUAUAUCAAUGUGGCUUGCAAAGUUAACGAUAUGGUUCAAACCCACUGCUAAUUUUUAUGAACCCCAUAUACUUUCCUCUUAAUGCCGUAGAGAAUUUUUUGGUUAUCCGUACACGAAAAAUACACGGCUGUUAGUUUGUAAAGCCUGAAUGCAAGUGAAACGGUAGGUCGGGCUCAAAAUUAUUUGGCCAAAAAAAAAUCUUUGGCCAAAAAAACCUUUGAAGACCGAAUUAUACCCUUCUUCGAGUAUAAAACUGGAGGCAGACGUAAUUGUCUACUGAACGAACAAAAAUGAAUAUUUUUGUGCGUGCUUUCCCUGAAAUACAAUUGAAUUUUUAAGGACCUCCAAUUUCAAUGAGCAAAGUGCAUGCUACAUAAGUAGUCUUUUUUAAUGAGCAUGGUUUUUGCAUGCGACCGAAAAGAAGUUUGUUCGAAAGUCGGCAUCCUGAGGUUGCUGAAUUAUUUUGGAAUUAUGCUGCGGAGGAUUAGUUUGGCAACUCUAUUUUUUCGAAACGAAAACACAUUUCGUAAUUUUGGUUGACGUUUCAUGAGUAAGCCUUCCUACUGUACUCUGAUUUUUUGUUCGUUCCAUGCUAACCCGACUAAUCAACAUCGAAAUUCGGUAUUUUGUGGCAACACCUUUUCAGUGACAGGCCUUAUAUGUCAUAGUAAUUUAAACUACUUUAUCAACACUAAUAGAAGUCUGGUCGAGAUAUGCCGUGCGCCUAGUUGUGCUUCACGCUCCUGUGUACCAAACAUGUGGACAUGUUUGUCCUGAGAGAGAUCCGGAGCAUGGUUCCUGUGUUACAUACAGUACGUCCAGGCUGCGGAUUCUUUCUAGACCUCCAAGGUCGGGCAAUUCAGUCGAGCAAACUAAGAUCUCUGUUGAAGUAAAGUUGUUCACAUCCAGCCCUCUUGGUUUGGCGCAAGAUGCUUUGCGUAGAAAGCUUGAGAAAUCAUAUAAUGAAACUCAGAAUUUGCCCGCAAUUAAGCACCUCGUGACGCUCUGCGACUUUUCUCAAAAGAUAUACUUUACCUCUGCUGCAAAAACCCAUGAACAGAUGAAGGAAAUUACUAUGGACUCCCCAAGCUCCUGUUUAGAUGUAGUACUGUUCCUACACGAACAGGGUAAGUUUUUUUCAUCCACCAGAUGUCGGUAUUUGGCACCAUUGCAUUCACGAUCAAUUUGUUAUCGUUCAGAAUAACACGCUGCAAAAUGUUCAUAAUUUACUAAAAUCAAUCUUCGUAGACGUACAGUUUACGAAGGAAGAUAAGGAACAACAGCUGCCCUUCUUUAAAAUGCCCGCCAGACGAAGUACCAACGGCAAAAUAGAAAUUACAGUUUACGGGACGGUAGCGAACGCCACGCAACUUCGCACUUUCCACAACAACCAUUCGGUCGCUCACAAGCAGAGCUGCGUGCGAUACCCUGAACAAAUAGUCUGAUAGCUUUGCGAUCAGUUAAUGUAGGACGGCCAUCUGAAGAUGUUUGCAAGCUGAUGCCUAUAUGUUUGCUCUCUCAGGACCCAACCAGAGACAGGAUUCAUGGUAUGGUUUGCUCCGCCAAACACCAGAAGCCACCGAGCGCAUUGCUGCGGGAUUGAGUUUGGAAAUUGUACACCGGCUCAAAGCUACCAUGCACAACAGGGACAUAAAAAUCAAGUGCUGACUAAAUCCCAAGAAGUAGUCUGAAGUCGUGUACCACAUCGCAUGCCUAAACUGUCCUUGUAACUAUACAGGCCAGACUGAAUGCAUGCUUUGAUCGCGCAUACACGAACAUUAGCUGGAUGCGCAACCGAUUGUCGCAAAUGGCUGCCUAGACCUACGAAACGGGUCACGCGUUUAGUUCGCAGCCACGAGCAUAGUGGCCCACGCCGAGGCAAAACAAGCCAGGACCUCAGAUUAGAACCCUGUCAAUCGGUUUUAAACUGUCACCGGCACGCAGAGCCCUCCGAAGCCACCUCCCGACUGCCGUCACUGAUGUUUGAUUGGGUAGUGUCCCUAAUAACUGUGGCUUGUUCUGUUACCGUAUGUAUCUCCUACAAUGGACUCCUGCACGAGCUCGAAACUUGAGAUAAAUAAAAAGUGGUCUCAGCGAUCGGACUCACUUCUUGCCUACCUAAGAUUCUGUUCAAAUUUUCCACAAACAUUAGAGAAGUACAUUGUUUGACUGAUUAAUUUUUACCAUCAGGGGUCAUCCCUGGGAGCAUGACCUCAAAAAUAACUCAACUUGCUCGCCAAUCCCUUGCUUUAGGUUGCGCUCAUAAACGUUCCUCAAUUUUGAUGCAAUUGACCACAUCAUAGAAACUGCACAGGUUGAGUCACGUUUCUUCGUGUUUUCUCAUAUGUUCAGUUUUUUUUACCGCAGUUUACAACUGGCGCGUUCUUAUGUUAGUAUCGAAAUGUUUUUUGAUUUAAUUAUAAAGAGGUUUAAGAAGAGGAGUGCAUGCACCAACCUGUGAGGUUCAAAUUCCAAAUUCUCUGGAGCUAUUUCCAUUUGUUUCUCGGUUUUCUGAUAAGCGCCAUCAACAAAUGCUUAUUCUCUAGGCUACUCAAGUAUUCUAGCAGACUCUGCAUAUACAUAUUACAUAUAACUAUAUUUUUGAGAGAGGCGAUUUGGAUUUUGGAAACAGCUUUUGUAUAGAUCUCAAAUUAUUCUUAUUAGUCGAAAAGACCACUGUCGGUCUGUCUGACUAAUCCUUGAUAGCCUCUGCAACGCUGGUGCGUUUUCUAACAAAACCCGAGCAACUGGUCUUAACUAAAUGCAGUGAACUCGGCGGAGAUAAAAUUGGUAGGCAAUUUCAUAAUCUUCCGGCAAUUAACUGCUCGUAUCAUGUGCUAAUUUCGUGAACAUUCUCGAGGAGCAAGGGAUGAUUGGUAAUAACUACGACUCCUUUGUUGUAGGUCCUAUCUGACCCUCAGUUGCCGCGGGCAGCUAAAGUAGUUGGUGUGUUACACCUUAACAAGUAUGAUUUGGAAGUUAUUUCAAAACCCCUGUAAUAAUGAAUGUACAAUAGACGUAAGCUAAAAUACAUUUACAAUAUAUGUAAGAUAUUUCAGGGGGUCUGAAGUCCUCAUAUUAUAAUAUUUUACACGUAAUCUUAAUCGAAGUUUGGUGUCGUCGAAAAUCUAUUCAGAAACCAGUGUACGAGCACGAUUUGCAUAUCUUGGAAGUAUGAUGCGUAGUAAUCCCUAUCAAAAUCCCGCCUAGAUAAUCUUCUUUAAUCCAAAGUGCGUUUCAGAAUCUCAGAUAAAGUUUUACGAAACAUGCCACCUACUGCACAAACAAGUAUUCUCUAAUACGAAGUCCAGUACAAUGUUGAACACCUCGAAACUUUCUAGUGAUAUUUGUUUCUUGUCCAUAUGGCUGGUAGGAAAUUGCACGAGAACACCUUAAGUGUUUUCUCCGAUAUGUUGAGCAGGGUUUUCGCGUUCCAUUAUUCCUGCAAGUGAAUGCAAUGGACAUUGUGAUGAUGGUUUGGCUUAAUUCUGUUGCGAGUGCACCUUUUUAAUAAAAGGUACCUUUUGAUGAAAAUCCGGGUUUUGGAUGGUAGUGUUCAAAUAUACGCUUUAAUUAAAUGAUGGUUUAGGAGCAGAUUGAAACCGUCGCUUUUAAGCAAACAACUUGUCUCUGUAAUAUUCAUAAAUCCUGCAGAAAUAAUAACAUUUAGAAUCUUCACACACGCCUUUGUGGUUUCUGCAGAGUACAAACGCCGAUGCCUGUGAUUGCAACAUUCCAGAUUCCUUCGAAGAAGUAGGAUUUUCACAGUUCUUUCUCCCAUGAGAUGAGUCUAUGAGCAUCUACUUCUGUUAUCAAAUGUAUGAAAGUAUCUAAGUUAAUCCACAAUACCGACUAAUUCCUACACUGAUGUAAUAAUAACUCUAUUACUGAGACAAUACAGGACCUAAUCCAUAUGCUAUUAUACAAAACCGACGUAUAUCAUGAGUCUGAAUUUCUUGAAGGGUUUAUGUUAAAGUAACUAAGAUAACGAAAAUGCGAUAAAAAUGAAUUUUGAUAUUUCAAUAACCGCCUCCUAAGUCCACGGUUCGGAGCAGGCAGCUCCUUAAUAUUUGAGAGGAGAUACUCUGGACCGCAUUGCAGUCAUCUGAAAUUCCUAGCUGUUCCAGUUUUUACCCCCUCUUCCCUAUCAUACUCUCCUUCAAUACCCUCAAUAUCUACUAAAGCAUAAAAAGAGUGCCGGCAUUUCUAGACCUCUGUCAAAGGAGUCGACUAGAAUCAAAGUGUUUUAACAGUUGUGUUGAUUUUGGUUUAUGCAAUUCCAUGAAUAUUUUGAUCUAGUAUGUGCGUUUUGAUCUCGUGCUAAUUCCUCAUUUUACUUCACAUUUACCAUUCUUCGAAGUGCCAUAUAACAUUCUGCGUUGGCGUGCAAAAUGUAAUUCCUGGCGUACGGCAACCUUUCAUGAGUUAAACUCAACACCACUAAAUGCUUAGUUUGAGAACUCUGAGUUUUGUAUUUUGUCUCUGUGCACGGAUUUGAUGGAUGAAAAACUCACCCGAGGUGACAGGGUUAUUUCAAAUAUGGACGUGGCAUUUAAAAAAAAAACGUGUGUCCACAAAAGCUGGCAUAUUCAUGGAAGUACAGUUAGAGCAGUGCGACAUGCGCCAAAUCACAGUUUCAACUAGUGGUGGAAAUAUGUCGAUUCUGCUUACAUAUUUCGUGAUGUUUCACUGGAACGCGUAGAGACACAUCAUUGCCUUACACCCUCAGACUACUUGGGAAAGUCACAUGCAAAAGGGGAUUUUUGAACGUUCUUAGGGUUAAAGUUAUUUCAAUUAAAUGAAUAUAUGACGAUUCGGACCGAACCGCCAAAUCCUAUUCCUAUGGACUUAGUUAACAUAUAUCCACUAAUUUAUGGUGUAAUUACUGGUCGUUCAUUACUUCCAACCAUUGUUGUCAUAAUUGCAAUCAUGCUUCCCGAUUUUUACACAAUUAAGUUUAAAUCAUGAGCGGAUGCUGAGUAACGUUACAGACACCCUCCAUAUGUCGGAAAUCAAAAGAAAAAGUCGUUUUAAGGAACAUUAUUCAAGUUUUCUGAAGUUUUUGUCCCAAUCAAGCAUGUUUUCCCCUCGUUAGCUUUAAUUUUACCUGUUCAGUCAACCAUAAGCUCUUUCAUGGGAGAGACAACUGUUCACACUAUCUUCACUAAGUGUUUACACAGCGAACGAAUUAUGGCUUCGAAGAAAUCUACACUCGACUGCUAGUGCUGUUAAUCAACAUUGACAAAGACCGGUUGUCUCGCAUCAAAUAGCAGUUGCCAGUCAAUGCUCUUGCGGACUAAAUAUUCCAUUGGCCUGGUCUAUAUUCGCAGCUGUUUACUGCGGGCUCGCAUCCAACAGCAACGUCUGUCCGCCCAGCAUUCUAAUCCGCCAGAUAAAUUAUCUUCAGAGAUCUAGUAGCCGAAGUUCCAUAUUUUUCUACUGAUGUCGAAUGGUGCAAAUACAGAAAAUAUUUCAUUGAAUAGACUGGGGAGUUUUCCGAUGUUUGGUGUGCGAUUGCACCAAGCGGCAAUUUAUUUGCACUCAGCGCGCUCAUCCAUUCUGGUUUGCCACUGACGUUUCUUACUCGGGAGGACGGGACAAUUGCUGCACUGCGUGAACCUUACCGAAUUUAUUGCUGCUUAGAACGGUUGUUUUCACAUAUGCUGCUUCACAGAAUGAUUUGCGUUUGAGGUGCAGCCGCAUCGGUCGGUUAAUUCUAAAAGCAUAGGCAAUGUUUCGCGAGGUAUCUGGCUGUUUCACCGUGACCUCAGUGGUGACGACAAAAUAUAUUCGCGGCAAAAGGGUGAACUCGAUACAGACAUCCACAUAGGGCUUCUUUUAGGCCUCUGCGACUGCCUUUUGGGCUUAUCCAGAAUCGUGACGAUCCAGUUCUGCCAAGCGAUAAAUUUUGUCGUAAUGGUUGUCUAUUGAUAUUCAGAUGGGCGGUUGAUGAAUGAACAUCCGUUGUCUAUACUCCGGCCACUUAUGUAGGAGAACGUGCAUUUGGGCCUCAAGUGGUAUACAGUUGUCUAGAUUUUUCGCCUUAUUUAUAGCUUUUUGGUAAUGCGCCCCUCUGUUUACUUUUACCACUUUGUCUUAAGAAUAUCUCAGUUAUUUGAUAAAGUUUAUUCAUUUUUAAGAUUAUCAAUAUGAGGAUUUCGUCAGCCACCGGAAAUUACAACCAAUCAACGAGCGGGCCUUGUGGAUUAGCGUCGACCUGCCUGGGCAGGGAGAUGGUGAGGAGGAACUACCAGCAUCGUAAGUUCAGUUUAUUUCGUUAUCCAGCUUUUGGUUAAACUGUACUGUCAAACUUUAUACGUGCGAAUUCUGUGGACACCUCUGCACUUUUGGCAUUGGACACAUCUUAACAAUACGCGUGUUUUAGUUGCCUGUUGCCUGUCAGUUAAAAAAUAUAACGGAAAUGCUUUGGGAAUCCUUGAAAAUACGUAACGCAUUUAAGCAUUUCACCUCCAAAUCAUGUAAACAGGGCGAAACAGUUGUGAAACUCUCGUGAUAUAUAUAAUAUGAAAGAUUGGAUUUGUAUAUUUCGCCACUUUGGACCUAUAAUCGGCAAGUAUAUCAAUCUCUAAAUGGAGGAAACCCACUUUUAAAAUAGAACUGCGUGUACCCAAGCUCGAAAGAACAAAUAUUCUGUAAUUUGUUAUCCAUAUGUUGCCGCAAGGAAACAUGAACUACGGCACCUUGCUCAAUUCCACUAAGGUGGUAGUCUAGAAUCGUUGCACCUACUAAAACACACACGUAUAGGACUCAUGUUAAUGAGAUCAAAGAAAGCACUCACAUGUAAUGGACGUCCUAUAAUGACAGUUCAUCCGCCGUUACCGACGAUGUCCAGCGUGUGCCUCACAGCAAGGUGAUAGCAAGAACGGUUAUGGUGGUAGUAGACUUUUGUACCACCUACUGUAGUCACUUUUUCUCCCGCCUGAGCCCGGUGUCAAGACACAAUCAAGAAGACGGAAAACGGGAAAGUAGGCGGGUGGCUGGCACGUCAACAUCCGCGCCUAGGCGUGUCAUCACACCCCUUUGGUUUACAACAAACACUUGACCAAGAUUUUAACAAACAACAAGAAUGGGUCAAAAAAUGAGCACAAAGGCAUUUGCAGGCAGGCAAUCGGAUGCCAUUUAAUUGUCAGCGCACACCAAACUGCAAGGACCAUAGUUUGCCGAAAUGUCGCAAAGUAUAUGCACACAAUCUAGGUCAUAUACUCUUGGACACUAUGAGCGCAUAAAAGACAGGCUUAAGGGACAAAAGGUAUUUAAAAUCCACCAUUCCUAGGCCAAAAGCGAUAGUCUAAGGUGCAGACUUCUAAUAGCAUUUCAUUCAGUACUUAGUACCUAAGCAGAACUACCUUUUCAUCACCGCUCAAUAGAACUGUUGAAUUUGAGUGACGGUUUUUCUGUGUACUGCCUAUGCAAGGUUUGCUUGCAACAGCAGUUCCUACACUCUCUUUGUUUUGAACGUCAACUCUUUGGACAAACUUGCGUUUCGUUACUUCAACUCUGUAACUACCGUUUAGAAUCCUACACGCUGGCCAUUUGAACGUGCAUCGCUGUCCUAAUUUAGGACAGAGAUCCGAAAGCUAUUAAAACACUGUUUUCGUGAAUUUGCCCUGUAAGUCCAAUUAGGCCGUGGCCUAGUGGCCAGUCAAUAGUAGUGAAAAUGCGAUUCUCAGAUGGCAUAUUAAAGGAGGAAGAGGCGUUCACCGAAAGGGGUUUAUUGGAAGUCCGAUGUUCCGAGUAGUUGAUUCAUCUACCCAUCUUCAGGGACUGGGAAGUCCUGCACUCUGUUCAAUGCGUGACCCGCCAAUGCCGCCUAUGUGGCUGCAUCCAACCCCCGUGUCACUGUGACCUGAAUCGCCCCCGUCGGCCGCGGAGAUGACUGACGGCCCCGGUUGUCCCGAGCCGUGACUGUCCCCCGUUAAGAAGGUUCGUAAAGUCAGAUAGGGGGGAGGCAAAUUGAUGUGGCGGUUGAAGGAGCCGUUGGUGGACAUCCAGGCUUCUUGUACUUGCUUGCUGUAUGAUCACCGCCCCGGCCCACAAUUGCAACACAGUCAAAAUUGAAGAUGUGUCCCAUUUGUGCGGCAUCGGUUGCUACCUCCGACUUUGGGUCCAACCUUCGCAGGGCCAACUUAUGGGUCAACAAUCUGCCGACAAGUGAGGCGACCAAAAGAUCCGAUCCCUAAGUAGGAGAUGUUGGCCGUUGUCCACCGACUUCAAUGCAGCUGCGGAAGGUGCAACUACUUUGGGAAACCGGUGGACCGCUGCAAACGCGAAUGCACGAGCAUAAGUUGGCUGUGUGAAGGUUGGACCCAAAGUCGGAGGUAGCAACCCAUGCCGCACAAAUGGGAAACAUCCUCAACUCUGACGCCGUUGAGAUUGUGGGCGGGGGGAGGACGAUGACCAUCAAAGCCGUAUACUCUCGGACACUAUGAGCGAAUAAAAGGCAGGCUUUAGGGACAAAAUGUAUUUAAAAUCCACCUUUCCUAGGCCAAAAGCGAUAGUCUAAGCUGCAGACUUCUAAUAGCAUUUCAUUCAGUACUUAGUACCUAAGCAGAACUACCUUUUCAUCACCGCUCAAUAGAACUGUUGAAUUUGAGUGACGGUUUUUCUGUGUACUGCCUAUGCAAGUUUUGCUAGCAACAGUAAUUCCUAUACGUUGUUUGUUUUGAACGUCAACUCUUUGGACAAACUUGCGCUCCGUUACUUCAACUCUGUAACUACCGUUUAAAAUCCUACACGAUGACCAUUUGAACGUGCAUCGCUGUCUUAAUUUAGGACAGAGAUCCGAAAGCUAUGAAAACACUGUUUUCGUGAAUUUGGCCUGUAAGCCUAAUUUGGCAUCGGCCUAGUGGCAAGUAUUGUAGCUGAUUCAGCAACCAUCAACCACCACCAAAUCACACAUUCUGCCAAGGCUCCCGAAUGAGCACAAUCCUGUUUUCUUAAAAAUUGAAUGGGUUGCCUAUAUCUUUUUUACUUUUGGAAAAAUUCUUUAAAUAUACACCAUCUAAGAAUUUAGUCACGAGACAUGCAGUGAAUGCGAAGUAGUAGUAAAGAAAUCAAAAGCCAUAGACUGGCCAUUUUGGGAAACCAAGCAACAUAAUACGGUAAGGGUGCUGUCUCACAGAAUGUUAGCCGGGAUCCUCGGAUGUGUUUUCGAUUCAAAAACUUUACUUAAGUAGGGUUGUAAUAAUAGUUAUCUUGCAGGAGAAUCCUAAUAUGUUUGCGUCGCAUCAGAGUGCCGUUUAUUUGAACAAAUUCUAUUCAAAUGCCUGCGGAAACUGCACUCAAUAAAAAGGUCUAUUUAUGUAGUGUAAAUCUUUCUUACUGGUUUCCGGUGUUCCAUGAAUUUGGGUAUGUUUUAUGCAAAUAUUUUUCUAUAUAUCCGUUAAAUAUCAUACUACGUCGACUUUAAAUUUUAUUCUUAAGGAAAGGGUGUCGUCCGGACUCCCAACAAGUUUGAACUCGACCCACCGUCACACUUAAAUUCACGGUUUCCUAACUCUACGCCGUGCAUUUUUUCAUAAAUAUAAUUAUUUAUUUCCAAACCUUGUUAAAAAGAUGUUAUAUUGGGAUUAUUCAGUUUUUCAAUUGAUGUGGAUUAUGCUUAUAUUUUUAAAGAAUUUUAAUAGGUGGGCAUUUGCGAUGAUCUAUGAAUGUACAUGUCACGAUCUUAAAAAUCUGAUAGUUGGGAAUCUUUUGGAACCGAAAAAUGUCCCCUCUUCGAGUAUAAUACUUACAAAAGACGCUAUUUGCCACAAAAUGCGCACAUAGGAUUAUGGAAACCAAGCAGACUUCAAAGUGUCUGCUUAUUUUGGUUGAUCGAGAGUCAGUUCUGCGAAGGAACUCGAGAAUAAAAAUAACUACAACAUUUUUAAAGAUUUUAAAAACGAUUUCUUUCACAAUUGCGCAUAGGUUUUCACGGAAAAGAGUUAGGUCUACGAUCUGAUUCUAAAUCUGUCGAACAUCAUAGUUUUCUUUUUUUCCAGUCUAGUGACGUUGAGGACCUACCUCUGCGAAAACGUUUCCGUGACUGAUCUGUUAUCCGCAACAGACCCACCCGCUGGUUUCAGUUUUAAUGUUUUAUUGCACUGUCGAAGUCUGAAGAGACUAAAGCAAAGUUGUUUCUCGAAACAUUUGGCAAUAAAAAAAACUUUAUCGAAACAGUUGAGAAAGGCUGCUUGUUUUAUGCACAACCUGAGAACGUCUUAAGGUAGAUUUUUUCUUAGCCCAAGUGAUUCACUUUGGAAUUGUACCCAAUGGCAUUUGAGCUUCUUUUACUGGCAAACUAUGUCCAAGAUUGACCUGUGUUGAUUUUAUGAAAUGGUCGAAUUUUGAAUAAUAACUGCCAGUUUACUUUCUGUGAUAAGUAUACGUCAGCACCUACCUUACCUGUACUUGGUACGGCUGCGAUCAUGCCCGUUCCAGCCGGCUUCAGUGACGUCCCGAACUGUACUUCUCCACGUAUGACGACCCGCGACAGCGGGUCCGGACAAUUCAACCCAUUCUCUUCGCCAACGACGGAGACUGCAUACCGAAGGUCUGAGAACAACUUCCGUGUUUUUGCCAACUGUGUCUAUUGAGGUUCUGAGUUGACUCCCACUUUGACGCCUGACUUUGGGCAACAGUGUCGGAUCGAGGGCAGGAGCAUUGAGCUCCUGAUGUGGAUGACGAUGAACGUGCCCAAAUCACCUCCGUCGCCUUUCUUGGUUGGCCUGGGUUAUCCUUGCGAUGUUGUUGCUGGGAGUGCGGUCUGUCUCAUUUGAGACGGAGUCGGUUUACUUUACUCAAAAGGAUAGUCCUCAAGCAGUGGUGGUCAAAUGUCUCCAUUCCUCUUUUGUCCUCCACGCGCACAGCCGAGCAUUCACAACCAUGGAGAAGGAAAACCGGACAGAUGCAUGGUACGCGCGAAUUUUGGAUGGCGAUGAGAUGUCGCGACUGAUCUAUAUGCCCUUCCUAAGGCUUGGGAAAACCCGGCGGGUAACAUCGAUUCGGCAGACAAUGUCGUCCUUAUUCUGUCCGUUCGGCAGCACCCUCGGCUCGAGAUAGUUGAAAACUGUCUACUUCUUCAAGGUGAUAGUCGUCAAUCUCGAGAGGUGUCUUUUCCUCGUCAGGGAUCUAGCUUGAAACCACUUUGGUCUCUCCAACGUUUCUGGGCAAGCCAACCAAUUUAGCGAUAGCGUCCACCCGCAACACCGUAGACUGCAGAUCACCAAAACUUGAAGCUGCUAAGGGAGUAGCAUCGGCAUAGUUGAGAUCACUCAGUCAGCGCCCGGACGCAAACUCAUUUUCGUGUAGUGUCCUCCCGAGAAUCUAGUCAAUAGCGUAGUUGAACAAAAUGGAUGAGAGUAUGCAACCUUGUCGAACUCCACUGUUAAUAUCGGACGUUUGAAAAAGAUUGAUAUGGGUCAGAACUCGCGCAGUAGUGGAGCGGCAAUAGACCUUGAUCAUGACGACGAGUUCUGGCGGCACACUAUCUACUGUCAUUAUUUGCCACAGGGGCCCACAAUGGAUGGAAUCUAACGUGGAAAAUAAGUCAACAAAACAGACGGUCUUCGGUUGUUGCCAGCUAUGGUGGAAUUCAAAAAUGCGUCUCAGUGUUAAUAUCCUGUCUGCGCAUCCACGCACAGCAGGAAAUCCGGCUUGGUUGGGCCUCGUCUUAGAGUCACACAGGGCCUGGAAUCGCCUGAGUAGAACAAUAGCGAAGACCUUCGCAGCAACGUCGAUGGUGCUUAUGCCGUAGCAAUUCUCACAUCUUGCCUUAUCUUCCUUUCGAAGGACAGGCAGAAGGAUGCCCGAACCCCAGUCAUUAGGAGAAAAGUCGUCUUCGCACGCUUAUUCAGUCACCUGAUGGGGCUGGGACGCCAGGGUGUUGACACAGGGCUCGUGGAUUUCAGCGGGUAAACCGUCGUCUCUGGUUGUCUUGUUGUUAUGUAACCCCUGUAUGGCAUCGGCGGUUUCUUCAGAAGGGGUCGCAUGACACUGCAUAGGUUGGAGAGGGAGGAUAAUCCGCUGCUGAGGAGAGCACGGUUGUGGUGGCUGGGUAUUGAAGUUGAGAUGGUGCUCGAGGUGCUCACGCCAGUGCUCGACCUUGGUCCAGUUUUCACCAAUAAGGCCAUCAUUCAAGUCACGAACAGGGUCACCCAGUGCAGAGGGCUUACCAUUAACAUAGCGGACAAACUAGUAGAGUUUUUGAUUGUCACAAACUUUCGAGGCCUGCCUCAUGCAAGUAGCUACUUCAGUCAAAUAUUUGUUUCGGUCAUCCAUGGCCGACUUUUUUGUCACUUCCCGGGGUUGGCGAAAGGAAUCAUCAUUAUGCUACCUGACUCGAACCGUCUGAGCAGAAAACUGCAGAGUUCUUCCACUGAUCCAGUUGCUGCGACUUCGUUGGGUAUAUCCAAAAAUUUUCUCAGUUGCCCCAUAUAUUGAUGUUUUUAGUGACAACCACUAAUUGCUGUAGUCUUCGCCGAUUCUGGUCGUAUAAAACGACGGAAUUUUCUACUCCGGGCUUCGGCAGUCCUGGGUCGUCGUAUAUUUGUGACAUCGAGGCGUCUAGCACGUGACAUUUUGGGCAUGAAUGAGCGGUCAACCUUGGAGUGCGUACGAGCGAGGACGUGGUCUGACCCAUGGGAGUAACCAGUUUCGGCACGAUUCCUAAAAUUCCUAACCACACUCGAAAGGUCAUGUUUCCGUAGCCUACUGUAAGAGCGUUCCACCUGCAUUCGCACUAAUCUCCUGACUAAUUUACGUCGCAGGUCUUGUUGGCGCAAAGUUUUGGUUAGAAAUGAAUGAUAGUAAAUAAGCCAGCGAUGAUUAUUCCAUUUUGUGGUGUCGUUAGAAUGAUUAUUGUUCAUUUUUGACCGUAAGAAUCAUAUAAUCAAGUCGCGCUGCACUGAAAUAGUACAUUUUGACUUGGCAACUCAGAAAAUGAAUCCUUCUGUCCUGUUUCUAGUCCUUUUCGAGGGUAUUGGUAGGCAGCGUAACCUUGGACAAAUUCUCAUCUUUUUUAAUCCUAAAACAUGUUGGAUGCAAGCAAGCCAGUAGGUUCUUAUGGAUUCAAUUGACAUUCCAUUGUAGAUUUUUCACUUAAGCGGCCUAAAAUUGAAUUCAAUUUUGAGCUUUCAAUUACUAAACCCACUAUCGUGCUGCCUUAUUACAUAUAGUAUGUAUUAUAAAACACCCAAUUGUCCCGACUUUCCAUGACAUUCUGCUUAGUCGCUGUAAGUUCAAACCAUAUUAGUUGAAUUUAGUACGAAAGCAUCAUAAGUAAAAAUAUUACUACAGGGUCUGCUGCGUAAGUUGCGACUGUUAACUUUCUGAUGUAUUGUCGAACAUUUAAAUCGGCAGUUUCGAUUCAUCUCUCCUAACAUUAUGGUUAUAGCCCUCGUACAAAAACCAUCAUUUAUCACUCGUGACAUCCUGUAAAAAUACCGCUUUAAGCAUAGUAUCUGGGAGACUGGCGUGGAAUCUUUAUUAUUUUCGCCUAAGGAGUUCAGAUUUUUAUUUUUCUAGUUCGUUAGUUUGGUUUCUAUCAUGCAAUAGGCCCCAUUAUGAAAUGCACUAAUACCCCCAUGAAAUAUUGAUAAGUUCACGAAAAAUAAACAAGGAGCCGAAACCGACCCAAAUGCUUCGUAUAAAUUUUUUGAUAAACUGUAUGCUCAAGAGGAAGUAUUCGUUGGUUAGAACUGAUGUUUUUGAAGAUGGAAAAUGUCGCAAUCGCGGGAGUUCGUUUUCAAUAAGUAAGUAUGAUCGUGGAAGUGCACAGUCCUUUUCUAUCCAAAAGAGGAGUAAACAAAGUAGCGUGAGCACAGCAGGAUUUAAAAGGCGCUUUGAGGUAAUCCUCUGGCCGAGCGUUCUCCAAAGAUUAGUGGAUUCCACGGUAUGACGGCCAGUCAAUCCUCUUGCCCUUACCAACUUCCAGCAAAACAUUGUUAGGAAUUUUCGAUGUACUUUCACAUUUUCAUGUCGUCCGAGGCGCCGUUGAAAGGAAUUUUCUUAAUUUCGCAGGUAAGAGGCUUCGAGAUGUUGUCACAUAUUGGAUUCUAAGCGGUGAUAACUAAUUGCGACUAAAGUCAGAAGAUAUGCUCUUUCCUGCGUAUGAGGAUUAACGCCCUUCCGAAAAAUUACUGAAUACUUUCUUGUUACAGGUACAAUCUAAUAUAUUUCCUUGAUUUCAUUAAUUUGAACGGGGUCAUUUAUCAAAAAAUACGCGCAUACGUCUAUAUACGUUCUAAAACAUAUUCCGAAUAUAAAGGAAAGUUGGCUUACGGUUAAGGACUACAUUUUUUGCCUGAAUAAAUUCAGUAGCAACAUUCUGUGUGGCCUUUAACGUAACGUGCCCGACUACGUAUUAAACUAAACAGCGUUCCAUUGAUACCGGAAGGUUCAUUUUGGUUUCGCUUAACACGGUUUGCUGGCUCGGUUGCCCGCUGAUCAUGUUUGCCUGGGGCUUUUAGGGUCUGCAAAUUCUAAUACCAGAUCGUAUCAAGUUUCUGUCGAUUUGAGUGGCACAGAUUAGUGUGAGCCUUUCUUUGUGCACUGUGAGUGAUCUGCUGGUGUUUUAAGAUGAGCAGCUGCAAAUUUGUAUAAUUGAUGACGAUAGAAGUAGAUCAUAAAACCUAAGGUCCAAUCUCAAAAGUAAACAGGACUUAAGGAAAUCACUCUUCAGAAAAAUACUUGCUUUGUACUUGUCUCUUAUUGGUGCACGAGUAGUUCAACUUGGACACGGUAUAGCAAGUCAGUUUAGGUUGGUGUAGGUUGGAUAAAGACUACGAUCAUGUAAGGGCCACUGUCUAAGACUCCGGACAAAUAAUAGCUCUAAACAAUCAGCGAAAUUCAGUAGGCAAAUGCUUGGUCAUGCAUAUACAUCAUUAUACUUUUGGAUUUUGCUUGAAACAUAGGCAGCCACUUAAUGAUAGCAAAAAUGCGAGUCUCUAGUGACAAACCAUAAGAAAUAGGGGUGUUCAAUUGGAGAGGUUAUUUGCGGUCGGACGUUUUAAGUAACCAUUUUGACUCCUUCUAUUAGCAAGAACAAUUUUGCAGUUUCAUUUUUCGCUCUACAGGUAACAACGAAACCCGAAAAAAAGUCUAUAUUGAGAUAUUUCCUCAUCCCUUGGAAUGAACCAUCUAGUCGUGGGACACUUAUGUGGAUUUAAUACAUCAUUAUUAGUUUUUAAGUUAAAAACUACUUUACAGUCCCCCAAAAACCAUGAAUUCAAUAAUAAAUCCCACCUUUCACUCAUAUCGUCAUCAAUGCAAUUUUGGCCUGAUAAUAAUGAUUCACAUCAAACGUUUGCUAAAAGUUCACCAGGUUUUUGUCAAGAAGAACUGACUGUUGAUAUUGCGCAGCCAGCUGCCCUGCUCCAUUCUUCUGCCAUUAACACAUGCCAAAGGGUCAGCAUCUCAUCGCCAUCGACACAAGGGAGUUCAAGGGAGCUGUUGAGUAAAAAGAUCCAGUCGCUGUAACAAGAAAGUUAUUGGUCUGACUUUUGGGAUUCUCACUCUUGUCUGUCAUGAGUCAGUCGCAGAUAAGAGGUAUGUAUGCACAAAGAAAGCAGUAAUAAUGAGGGAGGGGCAGUUAACAUGCCAUCACGUCUUUUAUUAGCAGUAUCCGCUCUCAAGAUAGGGGUCUUAUUUAGUGCAAUGAUUGCAUGUUAGUUCGCAACUCACUCGUUAAUUGCCGCAAUCUCAUAAACGCUGUUGAUUCUUUCCGUGAUAAUUACCCGGCAAUUUGUCUCGCUGUCACUGGAUAGCCGGGCAUACGGCAGCACUUAGGAGGAAGGACGCCAGCUGUUAGGUCGCGGCUCUUAAUACGGGACCCAUCUGUACCCUCUGGUUUGACGAGGCCGAAUUUCUAGUAAGAGAUGACAACUGCAUGAGUCGCAGGAUACUUGGGUCACGGUCCUCCGGCCCACAAUCGAUUAACAAACGCAUCGAUCUCCCGACUCCAUAUUCUGUGUUAAGACUGUCUGGGCAAAGCUAUUGGCCACAUAGAGAGAGCGCAGGCGGCCGACAUUUUCAGUGACAGCGAGUCAGCCUUUUCAGUAGUUAUCUCGCCAUUAUUCAGUAACGUGGAUGAAAUUACGGCUAUUAAUGCCUUGAUUGCGGAUUAGCAAGCGAUGAACGCAGGUGCUGUUAACUACGCAGGCUGCGGUUGCAGGCCAACGGUGUCUUGUAUUACCAUUACACUCCUUGCGUCUCCAUCGCCCUUAUCUCAGACCGUCUCAGGUAAUUGGUUCGAGUGAGAACCCGAAGCGCCAAAUGAUAAACUUCUUAUUCCAACGCUUGCAGCUCCUCUUGAACCUUAUCAUUAUUCAUUUGCAAAAAAUUUAGGUAAAUAGUUUUACAUGUUUCCACUGCACUGAAAAGUUUACAACGAUUUCCAAUAAGAUUUCUUUUUGAAGCGAAUCGGGUCUGGCACUCGAACAGCCAUGAAUAAAUCAGAUGCAAAAGUGUUCGCCUUUGUAACCAAUGAUUUGAGGCCACGGAUACCUAGGUAAUGCAAAACGUUCAGUGUCUAGGCUUUCAAAGGUCUUGGCAUAUUUUCUUGGACAAAAAGUAAAAUUGAACAAAAUUUAGCAACUACGAUGCAAACAGACUGAAGUUUUCAUUUUCGAUUUGUCUGUCGUCAAAGGCCUCCUAUAGACUAAAAGGACUGAGAAUUUGAACGUUCUAUCGGAUGAGGCACGGGUUUUCAUAAAUUUGGCCGAGAUCGGUAUUCCUCAAAUGACGCGGCAAUAGCAUUUUUCCGAUCUGGCCCAUAUAAGAGGACUCUAGACACGUACCCAAAGAUCGAAGGAAGCUUACACAUUCCGUUAUGCGAAAAUCAUAUAAUAACGAUCAUCGGGAACAAUUCCACAUACACGCGUUUCUCUAAUUCCAUAAUUGAUAUACGAGGCGACAGAUGGCAGCUGAGAUCAGACGCAGAAUUCUCCGGUGUAAAUAUUUUUUUGCUUUCUGUGAAAUGACUGGAUAUUUUACGAUUUGUAAAUUUAUUUAGCCCACUGAAAAAUAAAUUGUAAAAGUUAUUCUGCAUGCUUUUAUCAUGAUUACGAAUUCGCAAGAAGCCUCUUACGCAUUUACAAAACUAUUGGCGAAGUGAAUCAGAAUAUCGCUCUUUUCUUUUAACCUACGCGCAUAUCAAAAUUAUCGUAGGUCUCCCUCGCCCUUUUUGUCAGAAACAAUCCUACAACAAAUAGCCAGACAAACCUGUUUUGAAAACCAUAAGGUUUUCUGGCUCAUACUUCAUCUUUUGAUGCUGCUUUCUAUUUUAUAGCAUACAGUCUAUCUUUGGUUGUGUGGUAUCGCUUCAAACACUGCAGCAACCAGCUUUUCCGUUCAUCCAAGUACUAGCGUCUCAUAUCUGACUCCUGAUCUACCCCUUCCGACCCUUUUGCAGAAUGCAUCCCUCUGUAGUUUAUAACAGUUACGUCUGAUUGAAAAGAAGAACGUGAUCACGUUAAGCGACUGCAAUCUUCACUUUGACGCGCGCUUUUUACCAAGUCGGCGCCGUUUCUGAUUGAAUGCCACCGUUUUAUUUCUAUGCAAUUAGCAAGCGCACAAAUACUUUUUGAAAAAAUCUGUCAGUCGACGUGACGAAAUGAUGAAUUUACCUAUCCUAAAGGGCCUUGUUUCUUUGUUUUCACCGGAAUCCGUUUUUUAAUGUCGGUUAUAUUAUUACAAUUCCUGAGGUGUCCUAUUAAAGUUUGACAUUUUUCGUAUAACGAACAGAGCCCAGGUACUCUUUACGUAUGGGUUGCCGGGAGUUUAGGGUAACUGCGAAACUUUGCUUCUAUAGUGUAAAACCUUUGGUAUGUCCUUUUCUGAGGCAAAAUCCUGACGUUGAUUUAGAAGUCAAGAAUUCUGAUAAAACGAAAGUUUUGCAUUAUCUAAAUAAUUACCUAUUAUCUAGUCACUGCAUUGCUCAUGAAGACGAGCUAAUAGCUUUCUACGGAGAGCAGACGCAUUAAUCAGACACUGGUUUAGAGUUCUGAUAAGUUGCAGAAAAUAUGAGCUCGUUGACUGUCGAUUGCCGACGUCACUAUAUUAAAUAACUAAUCCACGUCCGGGCUGUGUGCGCCUGUUCUGAACUUUUCGAUUUAGAUGGCACCUUGAGUAGAUCAAUGAGACGGGUGGAGGUCGGAUUUCGACUCUUCGGCGGUCAUAGCGCCUCAUAACAAGUGCCUGACAGCUAGACUGACCGAAGUCAAGACAAGCUGACAUGACCUCCUGAAGCCUACAGUAGGUGGGCUAACUCAUGAAAUGUUAACCGAAAUUCCGAAAUGCGUUUUCGUUUCGAAAAGAUAAAUUAAGUAGGCUUGUAAAACUAGCUAAUCUGCCGUAUAAUUCGAUAAUAAUUCAGUUGUCUCGGGAUGCCGGCUUUCGAAAGAACCCCCUUCCGGCUGCAUGCAAAAACUAUACUCUGUAAAAAAUGACUACUUAUGUAACAUUAAUUUUUCACUUGAACUUUCCAUGCCCCCAAAAUUCCAAUCAUAUUUCAUGGAAAGCAUGCAUAAGACGAUUCAUUCAUUUGCUCAUUCGGUAGAAAAUUACGUCUUCUUCCAACCUUUUACUCGAAGGAAUAGUAUAAUUCGGCUUUCAAAAACGUUUCCAAUUCCUGAAUAAUUUUGAGCCCGCUCUGCCGUCACACUUUCGUUCAGGGUUUCCAAACUACAAGCCGUAUAAUUUCCGCGUACGAAAAACCACACUCUUCAACGGUAUUAAGAGGAGACCAUAUGCGGUUUAUAAAAUAUGGCAUUGGAUUUGAUCCAUAGAGUUAACUUUACAAGCCACAUUGAUAAAUACAGAGACAUGACGUUUUAUGAACGGCCAUUUCAUGGUAUUAAAAAGUCCCGCAAUAGGAAACUUUUUAAAACCUACUUAUAUCCCUCCUUCGAGUAUAAAAUUAUAAGAAGACGUAAUUAUGUACCGAAUGAGUGGAAGAAUAAAUAUUUUAUGCAUGUUUUCUAUGAAAUAUAAUUGGACAUUUAGGGUCAUCGAAAAUCAAUGAGAAAACUGCAUGCUGCAUAAGUACUCAUUUUUUACAGGGUAUAGUUUUUGCAUGCAGCCGAAUUGAAGUGUUUUCCAAAGCCGGCAUCCUGAAGUAACUGAAUUAUUAUAGAAUUAUACUGCAGGCUGAUUAGUUUUACAGCCCUAAUUAAUUAAUCUUUUCGAAGCGAAAACGCAUUUCGGAAUUUCAGUUGACAUUUCAUGAGUUAGCCCACCUACUGUACAGCUUUCCGAGCCGAACCACAACUUUUGGAAUUCCUGGAAAAUCAUUGCCAAUAUCCGAAUGUAUUUACGCCGUGAAUGCUUUCGUAAUUUAAAAUGAGACAAUAACAUUUGAGAAAUAUUAACAUGUGCGAACCUUAUUACGAAAUGGCUUUUAUAAAUGCCUUAAACAAUUUCCCUCUGCUGAUCCAAGCGAUCGACUCUCUUUCCUCGGAGCUAGACCGUGUUCGGUUUUUUAUUUAAAAAUGCCUAAAGUGUAGCAUAAGUGGCGGUUGGGCAUUAAGGAGAGCACUUUCUGACGUUCGCAGUUGGUGAGGUCGCUGUUCACUUCGAUCCAUUAAGUGAGGAAAACAUUUUUUAAUUAUACACUUCACUGGUAUAUUCACAUGAGGAAUUCAUUCACUCUCAUUUAAGUCCGAAGUUAACACAUCCCUCCUCAGUUCGACAGGCCACUGAAGAAUGUGUACUGUACAGAUACGUUUCAGGACUGGAGCAGAAAUUUUAUGACUAGAAUGUACCCUCUUACACAUGCGGCAAAAUACCCUUAAAAGUGGUUUGCAAACUUGCUGUGUGUUAUUCUGCAGACGUAGCUAUGAUUACAAUUUAUAUUCUUUCAGAAACACAGUGAUUCAAAACGCUUUCAAGGGCAGAAUUAUCAUUCUAUCUUAUUUACAGGUGUUACACCUCUCCUAUGGGAGAGUAUGUUCAUAUUACAGAAUUUCCGUGACAAACGUUAGACGUAUCCGUAUAUGAUUAGCAAUGAGAAAAAGAAAGUUGUGAAUUUUUGUGGUAUUUUUGGACGUAAAAUGUAAUUUCAUUGAAGAUUAUACCGUUUUGGUCGAAGUAUAUACGAAAACGAAAGGUCUUUCAAUGAGCAAACUGGCAAAUCUCCCGGUGUUUGAAUUUGCAUGUGCAUUAUUACAUAAAAAAUUUAUGGAGCAGGGAAUUUGGCCAGAAAGUUGGAUAUUUCAUGUGUGCCUGAUCGCCUGUCAUUUGUAAAAACUUUCUCAUGUGCAUUUUAUUUUGUUUACUUCCUCGCUUAAGAAAUUUUCAUCGUAGCUGCAAACUUUAGUUUGCGGAGCUUCGCAGGACAAUUUUUUGUUUCCUGUAUGCGAUCUUCCAGUCGUUCUUUAUUCGCUUUGUAUAUUUUCUACUCUUUCAUCACGUAAAAUACAGUUGAACUCAGACAGUUAUGCUGCGUUUCCCUUUAACACAAAUAUGCUGUCGCACAUAACGGCCACCUGCGAUGCGCCCAUGAGUGCUCUGGCUCGGAAGCUACUUUUCACGCACAUACACACAUCUAUAUCUACCAGGUAACAUUAGGGUUCAGGCAAUCGCUUACAACAACAUAAGGGGGCUAGUAACCGACAUACGUUUGCAUUUGACCCUUUUUCCUGAUUUUUAUUCUCGUGUGAUGCUAAUUGACUUAUGUGUGCGCUGUAAAUCUCAGAAUAUUGCGCGUUUUGAUGCUUAACGUUGGCCUGCACAUUUGAGGUACAGUUUGUAAAAAACUGAUAUGACACAUGAACUUAAAUGAUUGCUAACUCGUAAGAAUGUUUCACAAGGUUUGCUAGGCCAUAGUUACCUCACAGAAAAUGCCUUGUACCAGCAUACAUCCUUACUCACUUGGUUUAUUCCAAACUUAGGGAAGGCCAGACGCUCAAAAACGCUGUUGUUACUUUAAUAUAACUAUAAUUCUUUAUUCAAAUUAAGAAAGCGACCUAGCAAACGAUUUUCAAUGAGACCUUUAAUUGUUCAGCAUUUCCUAGCAACCGGGAAACAACAAACUGCAAGUUGCGUUGGCUGCGUUUUCAAUGACCUUCGUCAAAACAAAAGCGGUCUGCCAUUGUCAAACUUAGUUAACACAGGCCAUAAAAUACAAAAGAUAAUUCUAGCAUCCAUAUGCUCAAGUAAAGGGAAGCCAUUAUGGCCUUGGAGGGAUGGAAAAUGUUGCAAAACUCCAGCUAUUUGAGGAUCAGAUAAAUUGUUGUCUCAUGUCCCUUUUCUAGAUAUUAUACCAAUGUUUUUUGAGAAAUUUGAUUAUCUUGUGUUCCAUUUAAAAACUUGCAGCCGCCAUAAAGAAGGAAAAAUUCUUCUUAUUUCAUUACACGCAAUAUAUAUAUAUAUACAUAUAGAGAGAGUUUGGGUAGCCUAACACCUAUCCUUUGGAGUGUAGUAUGCAUAUUUAACUGUUCCUUAGAUUCUUGCCGUUUACAAUGGUUCGAUUUCGUUUAUGUCUUUGGCGAUAGCCCACAUGAUCUUGAAAAAUAAUUCGUUAGUUUUCGUGAUCUAAACUAAAGUUCAGUUAAGUCAAAAGAUAGUAGAAUGUGAAAGAUUCCGUUGCUAGCUUUUUGAUAUCCGUUUGGGCCGUUUGUAGGUUUCUGACUCCUUUAUCACAACUUUGAGUUGUCGGUAGCUAAUUUAAUUUUCUUAUUACCCUUUUGCACUUUCUACUAGCUACGUUUAUGAGCGAAGUCACCUUAUAGUUUGUAUUUAUUACUUGUGAACUUAUGGCACGCUAAUGACACUGAACUUGAGUGACACAUACGCAGAGUCAGCCAACCUACCAUCUGUCCAACGGUCGUAGUGGAAGCUAAAUGCCUCUACUGCUUUACGUGUGCUUACUCCUCUCACUUUGAACUUGAAUUUCCGAUAUGGAUACGUAUUCCAGAAUAACAAACUUGUCGUUUGUAGCCAUAUUCAUUCAACGAAACAUGAAGAACGUUGAAAAUAAUAUUAAACUCGCUACAACGUCAUCGUAGCAAAAGUAGCGGUGUUUAAAUCACGGAGCUGAAAUUUGCAUCUGUAAACUCGACUUGCGAAAAUAAACAGAUCUUUACAUGCGAAACAUGAGAAACGUUUUCGUGUCUAGGAAGAAUGUGGCUUUAUAACCAAUAAGCAUGGAUCGGCGCAUUGGCUCUAUCCUCCUGCGGAGGCUUUUAAUUUCUCACAUUAACAUUUUUUUUCUUAUGAUGACACAGGGUUUACCACAUGUCUGCCGUAAGAUUCGAUGAUAAUACCAACCACUAACGCAUGUUUCCGUAGCCCCUACAUGUUUAAAGUUCUGCACGCUGAAAGCAAAUUCGAAACAACCCAUCUGUUUACUUAGAAUACAGAUAAUGUAAAGUUGUGAGUUUUAUCUAAAUUGCUUAAAAAGCUUUAUGGGGAUGCUAUGGUUCUUUUUUGAAUUUUUUCAUUUUAUCGCUGUCAGUCGUACCUUUUUUCAUUUUUUUACAAACUGUCGACACUCGCCAGUUUUCUAGUAGCUGGAAAGCAACGAACAUUAGAUCGGGCUAGCCCAAUUUUAUUAUGCUAACGUAUUUGACGAAUGAAGUUCGGCUUACGUCGCCAAGGGGAAUUAUUUUAAGGAGCCAACUUUUUAUGAUAACUUUUGACUGCCGCUUCAGUCCUUUGUACUAUUAACUAUCACCGAACAAACUUGCUAAUACUUACAGUGCGUGACCGAUCUCAUAAAAUGUUAGUCGAAAUUCUGAAAUGCGUUUAGACUAAGAAGGAUUAAUAAGGUGGCGUAUGAUGUCUAUAUAUACAGCAUGGCACGUGUCCUUUUACCAAAUAGCCCGUAGCCAUUGCCAUAUUUUAUGAACUCUAUACAGGAUCUUCUGAGGGGCAUAGAAGAAUAUAUGAUUUUACUUACACGUAACGCAUGCAACUUGUAGACUGAAAUCGAUAAACGCUAAUGCAACGACUACUGGGGCUCGAAAUUAUUCGGGAAUUAGGGAACUUUUUUGAAAUCUAAAUAUACAAUUUCUUUGGCAACAAAAUUUAAAGAACAUGUGAUUUUCUAUGAAACAAGUAUACGAAAGCAUAUUUAUGUGCAUGUCUCGCAUAAAAUAUAUUUGAAUUUCUUUGACCAUACAAAAUAGGUAUGAAAAGUACAUGCCACUUAAGUAGUCAUUUUUUACCGAGUACGGUUUCUGCAGGAGGACAAAAAGAAGUUCAUUCAAAAGCCGACAUGCUAGCUUGUCCGAAAUACUAUAGGAUUAUGCUGCAUAAUAAUUAAUUGUACAACGCCACUUUAUUAAUCUUUCCUAGUCGAAAACGCAUUUCAGAAUUUCGAUUAACAUUUCAUGAGAUCGAUCACACACUGUAAAAAGUGCGUUCAUCGUUCUAAUUAAUGGGUCGUUCAACUAAUUCUGUUUUGGUACUCGAGCUAGAGCCCCGGAGGCAGUGAUACUGCCACUAGUAGUAGGGGCAGAGGGAGAUUAUCGGUCAUGCCAAGGGACAUUGAGAUGAAAAUUUUUGGCGCUUUAGUCGUCAUUUGUCAAGCAUACCCUAAUCCAGGUUUUCAGUACCUGUAUGUUCUUUGCUUGAGCCUUAUUAGGCCCAAAGCUCCGUAAAUUAAACUGUGGGUUCGUUUUCCCGUCGUCCGAAGUCGGAGAUGUCAUAUUUGAAGUACGUGUAUUGAUCAGGCUACGGAAAUGCCCCUCCCAUUGUGUUUUGAGGCCUGAUUAAGAUUCCUUCAUGCAGUAACACAGCGACUAGUAAGCAUAGGCAGACGGAGACUACCGAAUGUAAGUUCUGUAGAUUAUACUAUUGGUUGGCAAGGCGAAUGUAGGAGUGUAAGAAUGCAAUGCACUUUGAACGAAAAUGUCCGCUUGGUCAGUUGCCUAAACGAAAACAGCGCCCUCUCGGUCAUGAUUAGGAACGAAGUAUACCACGGCAUUUUUGCUUGUCUAGCACUUCUACAGUGAACAUUACUGUCCUUAAAACGCCUUUAGCAACGUUGAUUGCAACAAACUGUCCAUUUGUACUAAAACAUUGCGCUCAGAGUAAUUCUUGGUUUACGCAAACGACCACGGAGGAUGGGGCUACUAUGUGAUUGGGGAUGCUCAUCAGACCUGACAUGACAAAGGGAUCAAAAAUAACCUGAAAUGGUGACCAUAGUCCUGACGGAGGUCAGCACAUUCAGAUGCAUCGCCGGUCGUUUUGAGCUACGAAAGUCAGGAGUUAGUAUCGGUAUCCCGUUUAAAGCUUUUCAGUUUCCUGUUACGGCAACCAAUCAGAGUGGGUGUUUUCGAGUUUCCGAAAGUCAGGCAAAUCAUUUCUCCUGGCAUGCAUCUUCUGUCAGUAUUUAUUUAGUCUACCAAAGGUUGCUUCUAUAUUCUGUAACACUGUCUUAAAUGCCUUUCAUACCUAUGUGGUCUGAUGCCACUUUUGGCAAAAUCAUAUUUGUCUAUUUUAGAUAUACCUUUCCGUCGAUACAAACCAUUGCUGAAAAUAUGAAACCAGUUCUCGAUCAUUUUCGGUGAGUGUUAGCUUACAUCCAAUGCUCUUUUGCCAUUUCCUGAUUUUUUUGAUGUGUAAUCACCAAAAGAAUAUUUUGAGCGUUCAUAUAUAAAAUUCUUCUCCUAAGAGUCAGAUUAAUCCGGUAAGACUUGAAGAUAUGAUUGCUGACGGCAACAAUUUACUCAUCGAAGCUGUCAGGCUCCUACUCCGAUCCAUCUAUACAUCACGAAAUUCUGCGUUUGAGGAAAUUUGAGUAAACGAGACGCUCAACUUAGGCCAGCGUUACUAUUGAAAGGACAUCCCAGCUACGAUAUAGCUGCAUGCUUAACUGGCGGAUUAAGCUGCCUCAUGAAAGUCUCCAGAAAGACCGAUAGCACAUUUCGCACAUCCCGCCAACGAAAACAGGAUAAACGCUGCAUAAUGGCGUUGCGCUGCUCAAAAUACGCACACGUUGCGGCAUGCCGAGAGCAAAAAUUAACCAGAUUCGUUAUCUAGGAGGAUAAACUGAGUAGGAAGAGCUACCCCAGUGGUUCCAUCAACAGAUGCUAAGGCCCUCGCAUCAGCAGCAGCAGCAGCAUAAAUAUAGCACUUACAGCCUUACAUCAAAGGCGCUCUAUUACCCGUGAACUUAUUAUUCAAAGCGAUUCAUCCUACACCUGCCUAUGCCCUUAAUAUGCAUUUGAGUCAGACGCGCCAAUGAUCGAGUAGACACUUCGAAGCAGUCAAGUGUUAUCUACGGCAUAACUUGCUUUAACUGUCUAUGUCAUUAUGCAGGUCAGGUUUCCCGGACAUAAAGGAGUAUUUGCACGUUAUUGCACACUAGUCGUCGUGAUUACUCACUGCCUGAUUCAAUAUCACACUUUUUUCUGUUGCAUCGAUUGACAUAGAGAUGGCGGCAGGAUAGCGCGUGAAAUUAUAUAGGUGUGAGGAUCCGAUUAGCAUCGUUCAGCCCAUGCAUCGAAUUUGCGCCUGAGUACCAGAAGUAACUUAGCCAUGCUGCGAGGCUCCAUUUCAGCCGCAGGGUUACUAACUGCCACUGAAAUAAUAUCGCAUCAGUCGGGUCUAUUUGUAGAGCUGGGACGAGAACUGGUCCAAAAAUCCAGGUGAAUCAAAUAUUGUUGCCAACGACCGGUUCUUCAGUCUUGGCAAACGAGAAGCCUAGGAUGCGUAUAUUCUCACUCAUUUUUACCAAAUGUAUCUGUCUUACUCAAACAUUUAAGUAUAGGAUAGACAUGCCGGUUUCAAAGUCUGAACGAAACCCCUACGAAAUCGGAUAGGCUUCUAAUAAUUAUUUCGGCAAUUGCGCUCUACCUUCUCUGGGAUUUUCGAGACACGAUCAAAAACAUUUUCGAUCAAGUGAAUACCGCGUAUUCCUCGGGUGGCAAAGAAUCAGUUGGCGUUAAUUCGUACUCUGCUCCAAGGACGUCAGUAUCUGAUGCGGUCUAGUCACCAUUUUAAAACGCUCAUUUUCACUUUGGCUUAAAAGACGGUCAAACUGCAACGAGUAAUGAAUAGUUGAGGACCAACCAGUACAUAGGAACACUUGAUGAAAUUUUCCUUCUUACGUCGGGUUUUCUGUUAAAAAUAUGCUAGGGUUGGUCUGCAGUAGAACUCCUCCCCAUCAAACAUUAAAUGGGAUUAAGUAGUUCAAAACAGAGUUUUAUCAAAAUCAGACAUUUAUCGGUGGGCGAAAUUAACCUUUUACGUAUGGAUAGCCCCUGUUCCGAAAAGAGAGGGCUUUAUCUGCGGCCCUUUUUAAAGCAUUUUGCCUGUUUGCCGCACGACAGCUAUCUCGGGUCAGACUUUCAAGGUCCUUCCAAUCUGUCCUGAGAACGUCAUUUUUAAAUUUAGUAAAUGCAGCAGACAAGGUCCGAUUUCCCCUUAUCUGCUUUUUACACUUCUGCGAGAGUUAAAUGUUCUCCGGUGGGAAAUUUUUUGGUAAACGCAGAGACUAACCUGACCGCCAUGAGAUCGGUGAAAGUUACCAAGUAAAUGGUUUGAAUAUUCUUGACCUCUCAAUUUCACUCACUUAUCAACACAGAGAGUUUGUGAAUGUACAUUUUUUCAUGUAAGUUUACAGACUAGAUAAGUGUUUGCAAACACACUAUUUUGCAUUACUUUAGGAUCGAUCAUGUCGUCUUAUUUGGCGAAGGUGCCGGCGCAAAUAUUCUUGCUCGAUUCGCUGUAAGUCACAAACUUUAUGGGGAUUGUACUCAGCUGAAUUCUCCACAACAGUGGUUUACUUUUUAAUGCGUAGGACGUGAACUUGCUAGUUGAGAAAAAACUUCAGCAUAUGCGAGGCAUUCAUCUAGGAUGCCAUACCUCAAUUUCACUCUCUUACGUCUACUUAUGCGUCUCUCUAGACAAGUUAGGUUAGUCUUACGAUGUGUCCCCCCAAAUUGAGCAGUGCUCACUUAUUCCGAUUUCCUCUGAUAUUUCCCAAAGUGGUUAUCAUUAUUAAUUUAGAACAACUGUAGCGACAGUUAUUGUGGUCGACUACAAUCUCUUGGAACCUUUUUUAACAAAGGGCAAUGAUACUAAUGAUGCCAUUUUGCGCUGAAAAUACAGUCUUAGAAAGUGGAAUAUAGAAAUAUGAAUCGUUCUUCUGUUUAAAAAUGUGCAGAUAGGACGGCUUUCUUUGCCUGCCAAAAUAUGACACUGAUAGGAAUUAGGAAAAGUUCAAUUCUCAUUGAUCGCUAAACAGUGCUUGCUAACUGAUAUGCAAUGUGCGAUGAAAAACACGAAGUAGGGCUUCUAAAUUUUGAUUGGCUUUCACGUGUAAUAGAUUAUCAAACUGAGGUGUAGAAUUGAGUGACAGAAUACAUAAAUUCAAUCCGGUUCCCAUACGACAGCAUGGUGGCCCCAUAAUUCAACAUUCUAUCUCUCACCUGUGAGAAAUUAGUUAUGGCUACAUAAAUGCCUAAAUAACGUUGAUAUUCUAAAAAUUUUCAACGCUUUUAUAAGUUUUGAAACAAUUCUCGGAGCGAUGCAUAGAUAUGUAUUUCCUACCAGCCACUUGAUCGCAAAUAUAAUCGUCUCCAGGGUCUUAUCAGAAGGCAAUUGUGACAGUUAUUUGAGAUCCUAACGUGACGGCUAAAGUAGCCUGUUCCUCAUAAUGCACACAAAAUUGCCUGCAUCUGCUGCAGUAUUUAAUGAGCGUUAUAAACCUUAGCCAAAGAGCCUUAAAAGACAUGGGAUUUUUAAAGGAGCUUGCAUCGGUAUAACUCAUAAUUACGUAUGGUAUAUUGUGAACUGUCAUAUAAUUAUAAGAUAAUUAAACUUUGUGUAACAGUUAGUUUGGAAGCCUUGCGAAGAGGAAUAUGUGGUUCUUACACAGUAGGUGGUCUAACUCAUGAAAUGUCAACCGAAAUUCCGAAAUGUGUUUUCGUUCAGAAAAAAUUAAUUAAGUAGGGUUGUAAAACAGAUCAUCAUGCUGCAUCACUAUAUAAUAAUUUGCUUACCUCAGGAUGUCGGCUAUCGAAAUAACGUCUUUUCGGCUCCAUGCGAAAACUACACUCUGUAAAAAAUGUCUGCUUAUGUAGCAUGCAUUUUUCUCAUUGGUUCUCGACGCCCUUAAAAAAUAAGUUAUAUUUCUUAGAAAACAUGCAUAAAACUAUUCAUUCUUCUGCUUAUUAGGUCGGAGAUUUUGCCUUAUUUCAAUUUUACACUUGAAGGAAGAGUAUAAUUCGUUAUUCAAAAUCUUUUCUAUUCCAGAAUAAUUUUGAACUCGAUCUGCCGUUACACUUGCAUUUAGGGUUUGCAAACUACAGGCCGCGUAUUUUCUGCGUACGGAAAACCAAACAUUUCCCAACAGUAUUAAGAGAAAACCAUAUGGGGUUCAUAAAAAUAAGCAGCGGAUUUGAACCAUAUUGCUAACUUUAUAAGCCACAUUCGUAAAUGCAUAUACAUGGAAUUUCAUAACGGUCAUUUCACGGUAUUUAAAAACCUCCCAAUUAGAAACUUUUAAAAACUGAAUUAUUUUCUUCCUUAGAGUAUAAAAUUGAAAGAAAGCGUAAUUUCCUAUCGAUGAACUGCACGUGUAGAAUUAUUUUCGAAAUCAUGCCACGAUAGAAUACACUAAUGUGAGCAGCUGGGAUUCUUGUGAGUUAUCAUUAACCUUCGUGCUUUUUUACGUAGUAUUAAGGCAUCCUGAAUUAAUUUAUUUUCAAAACGAACUGAUUUAUAACAACAUUACCUCAUUUGUUUCUCUUUACCAGCGUAUUUUUAUCUAUUAUAGUAAACGUUUUUCUACUUCGCUUGAAGAAGUGCACCAUAUUUAUUAUUAAAAAUUUGUUUGAUCACAUUUUCUAGCUCUGAUCAGCUCAAACGCAACCACCCCAUCGAUUAUCCGAUACCCUAAAUAUAGUCAUUUAGGUUUCCCACUCGCAUUUAGACAUUUAUUUUCAAUGGUUUACAAUGACAUAGAGGACGUCUACUAUUAAUUCGUACGGCUAUUAUUCUAAAACCAGUUAGGUUUUUGGUUACUGACUAAGGUCUUUUAUUUAGUCCAAGCAGCCACUUUAACCCAAAAACAUUUUCAAUAUUAUUUUCACUCGAUAGUCAACAAAUAGGGGAGAAAGAUUUUCGGCUAAUUCCACACGAUUUCAUGUUACCUCUCUUGAGAUAAUCUCCACUUUGUGCCGACAAAAUUGUAGGGCACCAACCGUCAAAGCUGCUACUAUGCUUAAUUACAUGUUUUUAAUGCUUUGGAAAAUGCCUCCCGAUAAUGUUCGUUAAAGGCAAAAUAAUCUUAAGAUUCAACCGCACAGAAGACCUUGUCUUUCCGCAAGAAAUUAACUGAAGUCAGACGUAACUGGCAAUGUAAAAACGCCAUCAUUUUGUGUUAUUUUCUCUACUGCAGACAUAAAUGGGAAAAAUUUGGUCUCAUUCUUAAAUAGAUGGUCGCUUUUCUUGUCAGUUAUGUAGUAUUUCGUGGUAUUUUCUUAUCCUGCACUGACAUAAUCAACUGAAAAAGACUAACAUUUAUGCUUACUUUGCAGAUGCUCCACGAUGAAAUGGUUCUUGGAGCUAUUCUUAUUCACUGCACAGGUCAGACGGCGAGCUUUGCGGACUCCCUGCGUGAUAAGGUAUCGUAUAUAACUUUUAACAUCACAACAGCCCUUCUGUAGUCUUACAGACACUUAUUUGCCCUUAACCUGCCUGUACAAUGCAAAUCUUCCAAGUUUCUCUGCAGUACAAACAACUCCUUUAAUUCACGAUAUUUCCAAGAGUCCAGAGCAAGGAUAUAAUUGGUCAUUGGAGAGAUCGUGCAAAGCAAAAUGUAACUUGCUCUAGUAUAUUUGGUUUGAAAGUAUGUCGAUGUUCGAAUGCCAACAGCAUACAGAUAUUUAUUUUUUGUACAUCCAAUCGUCCGAACAUAUGAAGCAAAAUGUGCACAGACUUUUAAUUGUUCAUGUGCUUAAGUAUUCGACACUAAACUGCUUUCUUCUACUAAAAGAUGGAGUAGCGAACGCAUUUUUAUAUCAGCUUUUUGAGAGGCCUAGGAACCAUCUGUUUCGUGUGUUUGUAAAGUCGCCGUGAUUUUAAACUCAGAAAUAAGUAGUGAUGGAGCGAAACGCACCUUCUUGCCAUAUCUGCGUCUAAUUUCGAAAGAGAUCCGGAUCGGCCCUUGAGACGUAUGCUCAUUUUUGGAUAGUUUUAGUGAAAUAAUUAUAUAACAAAAAGACGGUGACAAUGAUUUAUCCUGCGGUAACUGAAUCAUUAUAGACUUAUGUUGCAUCAUGAUUAUUUUUACAACACUACUUAAUUUAUCUUUUCGAAACGAGAACACAUUUCGAAAUUUUUGUUGACAUUUCAUGAGUUAGCACAUCUACUGUACCAUUAGUGGUUACGUUCCAAUCUGAUAGGAUUAUUGUCACAGUAAAACGAAAAUUAGAAUGCAUGAUUUGUCUCAUUGCUUUAUUUGAUGAGGUUUCAUUUAUGAAUAAAUACCAUUCCUGUGGAUCAAAUUUAAGCUUAAUAUCAAAUAAUUGGCUAGUUUGUGCUUAUACUUUAAAGAUGCAUAUUUGGUUGUAAUAUUCACUAGAUAUAUAAGAGGAAACCUCUAUUAAACUUAUGCCAGUUUCUGAAGAGUAAAUCGUUUCCUAGUAUUUGCUUACUUACAUCUCAGUCUUAUCAACCUUUUUCGCAGUAUAAUUACUUAUUUCCACUUGAAGAAGUAUACUUUUUUCAGCUUGUAAAUUGGAAAUUGAACACCACGGGCAUGAAUCCUUCAACAGAAAGUUUUCUCAUUCUUCAUCGUUUUGGAUGGGUGAGUGAACAUGUUUGCGCGAAGCGUAGAAUGUCUUUCCGAGUAUUUCUCAAUGCUGUCAAAUGCACAUUCUAUCCAGGCAUAGAAUUAAAAAUCUUAAUUUGAGCUCCCCACUUCCAGGAUGCUAAACGGGUAAGCUGAACGAAUACAUCAAACGUUAGUUGCUCUUAUGGCCCACAAUUUGAUUUAGCAGCUAUUAUGAUAGCACCUGCAAAGCUAUGUCCAGACGUGGCAUUUCUGAAUGCUCAGCCCGCAUGGUGUGCUUUAGAAUAAUUGCAUUUGCUACAUUUCGCCACAAACACGCACGUGUAAUAUGUUAUCCCGGCCAUUGCGACAUUGCUUGGCAUUGGAGAAACAUCUGUGUUGGGAAGGAGUAUGCAUAAAUAACGGUACUCGAAGGGGGGAAUUGGCCUUCGUUUUAUUUGACAUUGCUGGACGCUUUUGUGAAAAUUGCUCAAUCCGUCUCCUUCAGUAAAAUUGGCUGGUGUUUUCCAACCCCUUUGUUGUAUAACCAAUUACCUAUGACACAACUUCAAGGUGUACCUUCCGCAACGAAAUACGUCUAUUGAAGAUUUACUGCUGUGGGCUAGACACACGAUGGUGAUGGUUUCUUCAUAUCUCUGCAUUUUAUAUUUUGAACACUAGCUGUCUUGUGCCGAAGGCGUUAGGGCAACGUUAAAAUACAUAGAAGACUGAAUUUUCAUGUACAGCAAAAUGCUGACUGACCUCUUUAAAACAUUCAGAGGUGAUGCAAAAUUAAUAUUAUUAAACUGGUUAUCUGACAACAUAGUGAAAAAUUAAUUUGUGCACGUACUUGUACUGAUUCUUGAAUGCGAAUCCUUGAGAUCUUGUGCGAAAAUUAAAACAAGCAAUAUAUUUCUUGAUGCUGUUUAUGUUUCUUUCCUCCUCGCAAUUCAGGCUUAGUUGCUAGAAGUGCAGAACCAAAAUAUCUUUUUUUGUUUGGCUAUCCCUAUUCCAACACGGUUAUGCUUGAUUGUUUUGGUCUUUUUAUGUUUCGCUGACUGCCUUAACAUAUAAUAAUGCCUGGACCUGGUAUUUAAUAAUCAAAGGGCGUGUAUUUGUCGAAUUAAACAUGGUCAAACGGAUAGCGGCCGGUUUCUUUAUAUAAGGGAAUGAAAACUGAAUAUUUUUAAAACACAUUUUAUUCAUACUUCAAAAGGACGCUUGUAUAUAUAUGUAAUUUAUUAGCCACCUGUUAACUUUGGUGAUAUCUACAUAAUAUUCUCAUAUCGAUUUAAACGUGGUUUUAAAUGCGAUGUAAGUAUUUCUAGUCGCUUGUUAUGAUUAACUCAAGAACGAGGCAAGCGGGUUAUACCACAACGUAUAGGAGAGUUUGCAAACUCUUCAUUCUAUAAAAGAUUUCUUCGUUCUUCAAAAAUAGCUACAUGUGCAACACUUUGACAUGAAACUUGAUGAUUUCUCGUCAGCCUCUUUACAAGAUUGGAUUUUAUACAGAAAUAUGUCAAUUAAUAUUAUUAAUUUCUUACCGACUGAGAGUUCGGCAACAGGAUUUUUUAUAGAUGACCAGGAUAAGCCAGCAUGGUGUAGUAUUCUUAGGAUACCUAAGCUAAUAUAUAUAUAAAUGAACAAAUUUCGAGAUUUCAGUUAACGCGUCAUAAGUUUCCACGCACGAUGUACUUCGCCCUGUACAGAACUGUUUAGGAUGGCUGCGUGCUGUUCGGCGGGUGAACAUUUCAUUUCACAGAGAAAAUGACGAAAAGAGCAUUAAUGAACAGUCAGGUCUUUCUGGAAUCCAAAUAAUCUUAUUCUGGAUCCUGAGUCUAGUACAGAGCUAUAAAGAUGUAUACAGAGAUCCUCAAAAGUAGGCUUGAAAUCUUGUUGGCACAUCCAGUCAUAACAGCCGCAGGUUUUUUGGAUAAUCUAGACGGACAAACGAAGAGGUAUACAUAAGACAUUCGGAUGACACUCAUUUGCUUAGAAACUGUUCCGAAAUAAUAUUUAGCUAUCUAACAUGAUUUAUGGCUUAUUAUGACACACCAAUUUCGCAUCUUCAAUGCCCAUUCAGGUCGUAAUAUUUUCGGGGAUUUGCCCUUUCAUAACAGUCAGGUUGGAAUCAGGAAUCCUUUUGAGUUCAAUGCCAAAUUUUUUCUCUCCCGAUUAUUUCCUGGUUUCUCUGGAUUCAAUCUUUUCUCGCCAAUCUUUCUAAUGUAUAAUGUAAAACAGAACUUUGAGCAGAGCCCUUCAAAUGUAUCUUUGAAAUUCCUAAAAUCAACAUUAUCGGCGCCGAUGUUUAAUGGACACCUGUAUCCAUGAUAACAACUGGAAUCAAAGAAGAAUUUUUGUAUUACAUUAUUUCGUCUUUCUUGACUUUUCAAUAUUUCCCGCCCGGAAGAUGUGAAAAGAUGAUAGCGGUUUGGACGCGUUAACUAAGUGUGUCCAUUUUACACACAAAGCUAGAGCUGGAAAAUCACAUUUUACGAAAGAGCAUGAAAAAUAUGUCAAAUGAUAUAUGACUUUCUCUGUGUGAAGCGACCUGUUCAACAUUGUAAGGAAGACAUUCUGAGAAAGUUUGUCGCUUGCCCUUUAAUAGACAAGGAACGUUAACCAUACCUUCAUGUCCUGACUCUUAUUCGUUUAAUGCUAUUUUGUCUAGAGACAUGCUGAAUACAUGCUGAAGACAUCGUUCUGUAACUAAAAUGAAAAACAACAAGUGGUGGACCGACGAACACAGACUUUCCAGUAAAAGGCAAAACGAGUCUUUGUAAAUAACGUCCCACUAGAAUUGCGCGUUGCCUUAGCAGUUCACGUUUUCUGACUUCGUUUUCGUCUCACUUUAAGAGGUUUCGGGGACUGAACGUCAAGCUAAUUAAGGGGCACUUUGUUUUUUAAAUUUUCGAAACUCUUCAUUAGCACUUACUGACGUUUUUUCUUAAUUCUUUUCGUUCAAUUGUAAACUCGGGUACGUCACCUAAAACAUUGUUAGUUUUUAAAACGCAUCUGCUUAGGUCUGUAAAUCCUGAAUUUGACCUGCAGUCUAGUUUAUUCGUAAAUAUGCUUCAAUUUGAGAUAGCUUUUGCGUUCAUAAAAUUAAACUCGUGAAAGGUACAUGCUUCCAAUUCAUCUCAGUGUUAGUAUGCAUGAAUUUAAACUCGGCUUCGAUCCACAAAUAAUUUCUUUGUCGAUGAGAACAAGGAGUUUUAUGACAAGUCAAAGCUGUCAUUUUAGGUUUUCAGACAUUCUUUUUAUGCAAUAUCUACCCUGCUCAAUUUCCCUGUCCGUUCAUGAUUACUUUAACGUCUGCUUCCUUCUUCGUUAGAGACUAGUAAAGUAGCUACUGAAAUUCGACGGGCAUCGAUGUACUACUUUUAAGAUGAUACUGACUAGGAAAUAGAUUAGUUGCAACGGACACUUACACGCCUAGCAUGUAAAAUUUUGAAUGACAAGUUUUGAAGCAUCAACACUUAACUAUUCUAUACCGAAUCGGAUGGAAGUAAUAAUGCUCUAAUAGUCAUAAUAACAUUAACUGCACCACACUAGUUAUUGUGUUGAGUUUUGUUUAGAAAAUGUUAAGCAAGAAGCAAGGAACUAAUUGGCAUUUCCACUGAAUUAAGGAUCGCUGGGACAGAAAGUCAAAUAUCAUCUCGUGAAUCAAUGUUAGUGAAGGAAGACUUGUGCUCAUGACCAUGUUUCGCGCACCCAGUUCCAGCCGAGGUCGUUUGUAGUAUGGGAAAUUAUCAACUUACAUUGCCAUUCUCUUCUGCAUCUCAUUUUGGCCGAACAGAUCUUUUAUUCGAAAACUGAGGAUUAGCGAUGAUCAAGAUUUUUAUGUGAAAUACACUGGUUUUCACUGUAGAGGCCUGCAUAAAUGCAUAGUUUACCAGUUUGCUAAGCUGUUUCAGAGAUUUGACUGUUCUGGGCCAAAUUCUAGCCAAUACACAGGAUGCCACAGACGUCUAAACUGCUGUUCGUUAACUACGAAUGUAUCCUCAUUUAAUAAAACAUCUGCGCUGGCCGUGUAAGUGACAUAGUCCACUUGAAUCCAUAAUAUGCAUGCGAUCAUCAUGACGGGCAGAAAACAUGCGCAGAGGAAGUAGAAAGGGGAGAGGGACGCCGCACGUCACCCGCGAAUGAAUAAAUGCUGCAGCUUUUUGACAAAUCAUAUUUGCUAGUCGCCAUAUGUUGGGCUCUUUCUGUUGGGCAUUGGUUCAUUUAUACAUAGUGCAGAUGUUGCUUAUCAGAAGGUAAGCGGACAGUCAGGCGUUAGUGAACGUGCACGCCCAGCCAUUCGGCAAUAGCCUUUAAAACGUGGAAUUUUGCAGCCAGUGCACACGCGAAUGUUGACGCGAAGCAAAAUUACUGGCCAAGGGAACACUCCUAAGCGAUUAUUUUAAUUGUCAUGGAUACGGACCUGCAGGAGGUAGCCCUUUUAAUGGAACUUUCGAGUUUUUGCACAGAAUAUUAUCCGGGCUAACUUUUAGGGCCCAUGGAAAUCUAGCAGCUAUGAUGAAAUACAGGUAGAAUUUUGAAUGAGGGCGGUAAUUCUCCCUCUACACACCAGGGAGCGUCAUGUCGUAGUUAUAAAAGUCAACCAAAUAUUUGGCUUGGCAAAACGGGACAAUUCAUACUCUUGUGGUGAUUUAACAGAGCCGUCUGUUGCAUAGAAAGCCGAAAUUUUCACACUGACUAGUAAAGUAUUCAGAAAUAGAAUCCUCAUUCUUCGUUUGUGCUAGUCUCUAAUACUAAGUCAUUGUUUAGCUGAAAUAUAUGCCUCUCCCACGACAAGGGAAUAUUUUUCAGAUCGAAUAGGCAAGCCGCGUGCGAGUUAGCUUAGGAUUUUAUUUAGCAAAGCGUCAUGAGUUGCUGAAGACGUUUACAUUUCCUGUCAGUCGUGGUACAGUUUGUAAUUUCAUUUGAUUAGUGUACCUUUAACCUGGGCCUCAGACGGUUGAAAAAGGACCUAUUAGUGUGGUCGAGAAGGAGUUACCAGGCCUCAUAUGCGUAAAUUUAACGAAUGAAUAAGUUCAAACGGUCAAUAAGGUUGUAAUCAUGGCUUUUUUAUAAUUUCACUUCUAGCAGCGUGGAGAUUUCUCCCCUACAGCAAUCCUGUUGCUGGGCGUUGUAAAGCUGUUUUGGGAUGAAAAUUUGUUGAGCCGCAUCCUCCAUUUAAAUCAGCCCUGCGGUUGGCUACAAGAUGAAGUUAGCAAUGUGUCUCGUCGUCAGAAGAAAGAACUUCUUCCCAAAAACGAUGGUUAUUUGGAUGCCACCUAAGGAGUUAAAUAACUAUGCAAAAAGCUCGAUACUAGAAGCUCUUAUUAGAAGCAAGAUAAAAGAAUUUUUCCCAUGAACCGGUUUUUUACAUGUGGAUAAAUUUGGCCUAGAUUAAAAUCUGCACUCACACAAUUUUGUUAGCGACCUAAGCACAGUUAAAUAACGUUUAGAAUCCUGUAUGAUAUAAAAUAAGUCAACCAGCACUGGACAUGAAUAGACGAUACUCGAUUUCUGUUAUUAUUUACAUAUUGCUUUAACACCAUCAUAUGCAUUUACUUGUGUGAUGGAAUCGGAGAGUUUCGGAAAGCAACACGGAAGAAAAAUGCGAUCAUUGAAACAAGCCAUAUAUUCGCUUGACGCUUCGGAUUCUCCCCCAAACCCAUCAUCAGAAACAGUUGGGUAAAAUGGUGCAGUACUUAUACGACUCAGUUGCCGUGUUAUCGCAUGCGCACUCUAAUUAGAAUCUCCUGCCUUCAUCUAUAGUUAUGGCACUUCAUGCAGUGAUUGAUUGUCGGUCUGCAUCUAAGUCGUAAAUUGCCAAACGUUAAUCAUCAUUGUGGAUUUUUGACGUGAUAAUUUUUCGGCGAUUCGGCUGGCCAUCACUCCAUCUGUGGUUAUUUGUGCUCUCUCAUGUGGCAAAUUACUCUGAUCAGUCUAAACCUCAGCACAGAAUAUGGAGAAGAGAGGUCAUUGCAUUUACUAAUAGACUGAGGCCAAUGGACCACGAUUUAAGCAACUCACAGCUCACUCGAUUGUCCAGUUUUUCGAGACUUUCGGUUCAGUCAAACUUCGUGUUUGCGCGAACAUCUACCGCAAAAUUAGUCAUUAAAUUUCAAAGGUCAAAAAAGAAAGACAGAUUUACAUUGGUAUCAUUACACAAUUUAUAGGUUCUUCCACCAUAGUCCUGCUGCCGAACAUUGUUUUAUAUUUAGGCGCACAUUUUGCAUUUAUUACAUUGACAUUUUGACAGUUGGUAUAAGUAAUAGUCAAUCUUUGUAGUUUGCCGGCUUGAGAAACAUUUAGUAGACCUUUUACGUGGAUAAGCGUUAGUUUUUGGAUUAAUUUAAAAAUUAUCCGGACAAAUAGGUGUUAGUUCAGCUUUUGUCACUUCUUGAGUUGACGUUAAAGCAUUCUAGAUUUCCUUGUGUGAAUUUAGGUUUCUAUCCCAUUUUGUUAUUUUCGUUGGGCUCUCAUUGAACAGCUUCAGGAUAGCGGCAAGAAAUUCUGGGGAAAAGCUAUUACCUGUUGGAGUAAGGUGACAGUAAUUCCCCUGUACAAGCAUAUUUUGUACUCUGUUCCUCUCGAAAAAAUGCAUGUGGUAUGCACUCUUUUGGUUUACUGAACUCAGAAAAUUUUUGGUACAAACAAGGAAACUCUAGACACAUCUGACACCAGAUGUGACGUGGUACUCGCAGACCUUCGAUAUCAGGAGGUAGGCUCACAUCCGUUAUUUUUAUUUAUCAUGCAAACACUAUGAACAAGCUGGUAAAGUUGAGGGAUCUGGACUGAUGAGUUGAAUAAAAGGUAGCCUCACCGGCAACACCUGAAUAAGCUCCGUUCCAGUGAGCCCAUCUUUUUUCAAAGCUAUAAGUACGCUUUUUGAACAGGCGUGUUGAUGGACCUGUUUGUUAUGGAAACACUCACUUUUUCGAAGUUGUAUGAAUUUUAUUACAGCAUAAAAUCUCGCAGACUUCAAAAACACAAGUCAAUUUUAUAGGGUAUACGAAGCGAUUUAGCCUCCUACGAUAGUUAACGAUGGUUUGCGUAUGAAAGUUUUUCACGCUUUGGGUAGAUAUCCUUGGGCUCACAGCAUCCGUUCAAAACACCGCUUUCACGAAUUUCUUGUUCUACUUUAUUGUACAUCGAAAUUAAUUAAACUGCAUGCUUAUCGCAUUUGAAUUUGUUCGUAACAUCAUGUUUUGAGAUUACCAGUUUUAAUAACGUAAAAGAGUAUUAUUAUUUAUAUUGCCAUCAACUUUUAGAUCACAGACACUGGGACGGAACAUGAACUUCGACAAUCAAUCGAGCAUUUUCGAGAAAACCUUCAGCAUUCUAUUAACCCAAAAAAUCUUAAUAGAUAUAUAACGGCCUACAUGCAGUGAGUUUUCUCCCGUAUUUAACUAAUCGCUUCGUUUUCAUGAUACAACGUUUAUAACUUCGGCAUUCGCAUAUACAUAGCAUAUUUUGAACGUACCGAUCCCGCAAAUGGCACAGGCGACUGAGAUGGCCAUUUCUGGCUUGUCAGCCGUCUUCAGUCAACCCUUUUUAAACUCAAAGUUGUAAUUGAUAAGGAUUUGAUCACCAGUCCUUCGGUUAUUAGGAGUUGCGUUAAGCGUCAGACAAUCAACCACGGACUGUUGUCCUGUUGGUUGGGGUAGAAAAUAAUACCUAGCUUGGGAGGACCGCAUAAGGAUUUGCUUACAGUUUGGGAUAUGAUCCUCGUGACGUGCCUUGCAGCUCGAAUUAGGUCAUUUUGGGCAGUUACUCAGCUAAUAACAGUAAUAGUUAAAAAUAUUCACCAUCAUAGGGGGGAAAUUUCAGCCUAAUUCAAGGAGGUACUGCCAGCAUCUGAUGGCCCUCUAUAAAUUUUUUAUCCGCAUUUUGAAUUCUGUUUUCUGCGCAGCGAGUUGUGGCUACUACGUUAUUGACAGAAUGGCAUGUACUGGCGGUCUGAAUUGACACGGGCUUGUCUUAUUGCGCGCCAAAUCGUGCUCUCUCUCUCAUUAUAAAUUAAAAGCACCGCCCAUUAAAACAACACGGGCGAACGUAUUUCAGUUCCGACUUAACUUCUUGAAAUAUGGGCUAAGUUCUGGGCUAGGGUUUCAUGGGAUAAGUCUUCAUGAAUGAGUUAAGUUUGUAUGGACUACGUUUUCAUAAAAAGAGUAAAUCUUCUUUUAUAUAGGUCUCUGUAUAUUUUGAGCGGCUCUUUAGUCAGUGGCUAUUCACAUGAAACGCUCUUUAAAAUUUUAAAGUGCAAUUUUAAGACCUUGAUAGGCCCCUGCUUACAGAUGGGAUUUUAUACCAAACGAGCACAGGACACAAUAUGUUUGAGUAUGCUUUCCACAUAUUAUAUGGGUUUUUAGGAUCGAGGUGAAAUAUUCAUACUACAUAAGUAGACAGUUAAAUUCAGUGCGGUUCUCAUUAAGGACCAAAAAUAGGCGCCUUAAAAGGCUGACACGCUUUCGGCACUAAAAUAUCUUGGGAUUAUGCUGCACGGCAAUCACCAUUUCAACUUCGUUCAAGUAAUCUUUACUCUUGAAAGGUUAUUUCAGAAUUCUGACUAACAUUUCAUGAAAUUGACCACUGACUGUGCAUAUAUGACUGGGUUUUCACUAUUCUAAUAUUGCCUUGACCCUUGACUAUCGUAAUCCAACAAAAUUCCCGUUAACAGUCCCUACAAGCCAAAUAUAUAGGUCUCCCUUUGAAUCCCUAUUAAGACGACUAUUAUAAGCUAAUUAUUUACGUUGGAGGACGUCUGGCCGAAAUUUUAGGAAUUAUAGGCUUUUCCUUACCUGGCAGAUUUUUAGAAGAGUUGCAGUUCAUCAGCAGAAGACGCAGUUAAAUAAUCGUAACUCAAUGUUUACGGCUGAGAACCGUUUUUACAUAAUUAUCUGUCCAAUUUAGAUACAUUUGUCCAAAAACUGGAUUUUAGAUCCCAAAAAGUUUCUCAAAUGGAAUUUGCGUGCUUUGGUCUGUCGUGGCUGCAGAGCGAAAACGAACACUUCCAUUUUGCUCUUAAGCUCUCCUGGUCUAUAAUGUAUACAGCCUGUCGUACGGUAAACGGUUAUGAAUAAUCUUUGGAAAUCUAUGGCCGAUGACGAUAAAUAGACCAAAAUGAUCAUUUCAAUGUGAAUGCUUUCUAUCGAAACUUCCCCACUGUUGAUAACUAGACGCCAUGCGGUCAAUUGCAUGUUUUAUAAACCCCUAUCUUAAAGACAGCGCGGAUAUAGUCGUGUGCCAUCAAAUACUCCCAGCUGCAGUCAAAACAAUAUGUACUCAUAGUUAAGAGUUGUGGAUCGUCGCUAAAAGAUCGAAUGACUUGGGAAUAGGGCGCGGGAAUAAGUGUUGCCAUCCGCACUACAGGUGGCACUGCACCAAAUUCCUGGGAUUAAGGUUAGGAUGACUAACGUUAGAGUUACGGCUAGGUUAAAUGUCCAGGUUAGACUACGGAAAUAAGUGCCACUGAAACUAAUGCCAGCCCGUCUGCAAUACGGUGGGGGUACUUAGUCUUGUGCCCAACCACCUCGACAGCGAACCUUCAAUGCGCCAACACUUGGUUUUGGAAAAGCGUUGCCUGGGACAAGCUUUUGUUCCACAGAUCGAAUCUCCUUCUUUAUAACCGCUUCCUGGGACUCGUCUCUUCGCUUUCCUGGCACUAGUUGAUGUUAAAUAAAGCUGAAUCGGCCAUUCCAGUGUACAAGCCCUUCUCCGUACACGACUGGGCAAUUAUAUCUAGCAUCUGUUUAUUUCCUUCAGUGCCUGUUGAUGAAAUCAACCAAAUUGAAUUUUAGUCGGCCUCAUUCGAGGAAUACUUUUUGCAUUUACAAAACAAAUACGACCAAUAAAGCUAGGCUGCGGCUUAGCGCAGUUUUGAAAGUUUUCUUGGAUAUUAACACAGGUAGCCAAUUGAGGUCAGCCUUAAUUAUGCAUUUUGAGGUAGGUUAUUACUUUAUCGAACAAUAGUAUCUUUGUUAAAGGUUUGACGUUUUACGUCAAAGGUCUGUUUGCCACUUAGCUUGCAUAUUUCUCCCUUGGAUGUAUCCUAUUGAGAUUUUCAUUUAAUCAUAACUGCGCUCUUAAUUCGCUAUGUAUAAUCAGUGACCGAUCUCAUAAAAUGUUAACCGCCAGAUAAACUCAAUUAUAUUUUGUAUAAAAAACAUGCACAAAAAGUGUUCUUCUUGUGCUUAUUUGGUGGCAAGCCAUGCUUUUUUUUCACUUUCCUACUUGAGGGAAAGUUACGUUUAGAUUUUAAAAAGUUGUUUAAAUUUAUGAGGUUUUUAAAGACCGCCACAUGUUUAUCCAAAUGACAUCGUAUCUGCCCGUUCGUUAAUUUUCUUCAAAGAGCAUACAAAAUAUUCCCCGUCCAAUACAACAUUCAUUGAGCCCUAUAUGUUGUUAUUCUAACGGCACAGAGGAAUGCCUAAUUUGCCACACAGAAAAUGUACACGCCUCGUAGAAUUAAGCCCUUUAAAGCAAUUGCAAUGGCAAGUCGGAAUCAAAACUAUUCGGAAGUUAAAACGUCAGUAAAAACUAAAUGUACAAUUCCUUUAGUAUAAAAGUUGAAUAUGAAGCAAUUCGCUGCCAAAGGACUGCGAGAGAAAAUAUUUUUGUGUAUGUUUUCCAUAGAAUGUAUGUGAAUUGUUAUGCGUAUCAAAAUUUAAAAACCAUAAUGCAUACUAAGCUAAUAAUCAUUUUCAUGGAGUGUGGGUUCUGCAGGCAGCCGAUAAGGAAUUUACUUAAGGGCUAAUAUCCUGGCGUGUUUGAAAUAUUAUAAGAUUAUGUCGCAUGUUGAUCAGCUCUACAACCCCUCUUAAGUAAUCUUUCCUAAUCGAGGACGUAUUCCCGAAUUUCAAUUAUCGUUUCAUGGAGCCGGUCACCGACCGUAUGUAUUGAAGGAAAAAAACAGUAUGCUAAUUCUCGCUAUCCCGCUGCCUCUUAGACAGUCCUUUUAGAGCCGGCAGACAUAGCUCCUCCCUAACUAUAACAUGACAGAUUAACAACUGUAGCUUUUCAGACCACGUGUGGAGUCACUUGGUACAGGCGUGCUUCUCUGUGGUCUCUUUGUUUAAAGGUAGAUGUCUUAAAUCACCUCCUAAAUAUAUCAUACUGAGACUUCAAGGUUGUACUAAACAACAUUGUAGGGCAUCAUAUGAUAUAUUGUACAAAAUAAGCCGCGUACGGACCUGUGGCUCAUGAAAGUUUAGUAGGCAACCAGUCUGCUAUAUCGACAUUUAUCCAUGACUAAAGGUAUUACACCUGCUUAGCUCAAGACCGUUCUCUCGUCAGAUCAGAGAGCCCGUUUUUAGUGAAGACCACGCAACAAUUCUAAUCCGCAGUUUCGUCAAUUAAAUCGCAGCUAGGCAUACUCCAAAUUUUAGGUGUUCCACAUUUUUUCCAGACAUUGCUAGUGAAAUGGUUCGACUAAUCAAGUGUCGUCGGACGUUUGCGAACGUGAAGUCUGUGGAUCUUCUUUGCAACUAGGAAGUUUGUUUACCUUUAAGCUGACAUAGUAAGCCUUUGCUGAUGACAACAAGUUACGCUGACCAGGUUUCCUGACUGGCUUAUUCAACUGCCAAACUCUCUUGUCGGAAGAUAAAAAGUAUUAUUGAAUGCAAGUGUUAUUUCUGUUUACGUUAUAUUUAGGUCUGCGUUUGUAUAAAUAUAAUUCCUUAUUUAUAUGUUGAAUACUUUUCAUUUUAGGCGCAAAACGCUAAUUGACCGACUUGCUGAACUGAAGUACGUUUCUGCUUAUUUGCAAAUCGCUUUUUAUGACAGAUUUUUAAUCUGCACUUCCUUCUUCAGAUGCCUCAGGGUAUGGACAAUAAAGGAUGUUUAGCAAAUACAAAUCAAGGCAGUCAUUUUCAGAUAGGAUUUAAAAGAUACUCAAGAUGAAUAUUUGCAGUACAAAUUGACAGCGCGUAUUCGGGCAAAACGGAUUAAUUAUUCAGACCCUUAUGCGUGCAACCAAGUAAAUUAUUAGUACUGUGGAAUUAUCGCUGGAUUUAAUGCUUGGUUGCCCAUGAGUACGUGUGUAGCCAGUGGUCUUGGGGGAGAUAUAAACAGAACACUGAUAAACUUUUCGGUCAAGGGAAUGCCCGCGGAAUAUGGCAUUAGUGCACUGUAAGGUUAACUUUUGCAAGAUUUAACAAAGGGAAUGGAAAAACUGAAUCAGACAAGAUACCUAGGUAUAUUAAAAUACCAUGAAGCUAUCUUCCUUUUACACGGCUCAGUAGAGCAUGUUAAGAAAAAUUACUUCACAUACGACGUUGCCUCAUGACGAUCAGUGCUCGUGCAGUACAUCAUAUUGGAGUACUCAUUGUAGUACAUGUAGAGCCAGGUGAGACUAGGACACGAGAUGAGGUAGAGGCGUGUAUUUGUGAGUGUCAAAUGGAAACAACUGUGCUGCACAUUCCCGGGGAAGAGAACAUUCAGGAUUAUUUUGCAUCAUUCAGCACAUUUUUGAAAUUAAGGUUCAAAGACAUUCUACUUGAAGUUUUGACUAUACUACAACUCCCUAGCCUAAUUCAGGCUUCUAGCUUUGCUUGAAUACUUCAUGUACAUUCACAUAUAGCUAUUCAAGGGAUUACAAUGGACAUCAUUUUCACGCGUUACAUACCUAUCUUCCUUGCAUUGAAGGUGCUCGGUCUUACUCAUUACCGGUGCCCUAGCGCCGCAAAGAAAAGGUUGCGAAAAACUGUACGAAUGUCUGCAAAAGGCACACAAGGAUAACAAAAACUCCAUGUCUACGCGGGAGCUUGUUGUGAUAGAAAAUGUUGCGAAUGUUCUUGCCGAACGCGUAAGUAAUGACAUUAUUUUAACAUUUAUUCCCAUCAUCCUUGGCGGCACCCACUUAAACAUUUUAAUUCAUUGCGUCUUUAGGUAGUGAAUGAGAACAAAAUUUUCAUUGGAGGCAUCGUAUCAGAAAAUAUUGCGUUUUAACUGCAAUCGCUUGUAUCUGUGCUCCUCGUGGUUGCACCGAGACUGUAAGAGCUGGAUGAUUGCAUGUCUGCAGUCAAUAACCGAUAUUUUUUGAAUUGAUUUUCUCAAGAGCGUACGUCUGCCAUAACAUACUUUUGGAUUUGUGUGGUCUUCGACUCUCGGAGGGGCAGGCACAAAAAGGAACAGGGACAAAAAUGAAGAAAUAACCCCAUUUUGGUUCCCGAGCAACAAACAUUUUCAAAUAAAUUCAGAAACAUUGUGAUGCAGUCACACGCAAAACCGCAUCUUUCUGGGUUUUUGAGUUAGACAGUCGGCGCACAGAGCUUUAAUUUGCUCCGGAAGCACAUAAACUGUUCUCAUUUGAAAAUUGUCAGCAAUGAUCGUCGAUGACCGAAUUACUGAAUUCAUACUCCCAAAACAAGUCAGAAACGUUUCUAUAGGUGGAUGGAUUAGUUAAAAACAAUGACUCAAUUCGAAAGUCCGCCAGUACAAUUAAUCAUUAUGCACAGAACGCAAAUGCUCACGUUUAAUAAAACGCAUUUUAACUCAUGCACACUAUGCCGCGAACAACAUACAAUUCUGGUAAUCCGGCGAACAGUCGUCCCAGUGGUGGCCAUUACGAAUUUCUUUGCAGCUAAAGAACACUGACUUGCAAACAGCCAGAGAUACUCCGCCAGCUUUACCCAGUUUGCCUUGGGGCGUUGGACCGAAAGAGCGGCAUUGCUAAUUGUUUCUGCACCCCGUUGCCCUUUUUUCGACUCUCAGUUCAAUCUUGCAAUCUUUCGGACGAGAAUCUUGCCGGAUUAUAAUUAGAAUCUUUAUUACAACUACCUGGUAUCCUCAUUGGUUAGAUGAUCAGAAUAAGUAAGGGUCAGAAAACAUUUUCAACGAAAAGUUCUAACGAGCAUCGUCAGCAUAUCUGCAAAAUAUAGACUUAUACUGUACUGUUUUCGGAUAUUGAUGGCGAGCAUUGGAAGUCAUACACCAAAGCAUUUCCAGAUUAAUUUCGCAGUCAGCUAGCAAAGCGGGGCGUUAGACUGGGAAUAAGUGAGGUUGAAAAUCAAGGCCGCUUUGUCUGCUAGCCUGGCAUUUUGAAGUAGCGCCAAGAGCUCAUUCUUCGUUCUCUGCGAUCGCAAAUGUUUAAAGCCACAUAUGACUUGUGGCCUUUAAUCCGAUUUUCUACAGAAAUGUUAUACAUGCCUUCCGGUUCGCCUUGGUGUUCGGAGCAAAAGGCCUGCAGGAGCAACCGCGUGGAAGGGAGAGAGCGCAAGUGGAGAAGGAUAAAACCGCCAGUUUAUAUUUAGACUUCUGCCAUGGAAUAUCCGAAGCAUUUCGCAGAAAUACAUUCUUUUACACAAAAAAAUCUGCCUUGCACCCGAAACGUCCUCCUGCGUGAAGCAGAAGUACUAUUCAAGUAUAGAAAAGGAGGCAAGGCGUAGUUAUAAUGUGCCUGCCGUGCAGACUAGGAAUAACGGAAUACCGAUUAACUUUUAUGACUAACGAAACUAUCAGCGAUUGCCUCAUGCAUAUAGCACCAGAAUCGACAUAGCGUGUUGCGAGAGUUUGGUUUUUGUCUUCGUAUACUAAAAGAAUUGGUCUAGAUCCACGACAUUAGUUACCCAACAAAAGAAAUAUUCCGUCUUUUGAACUAAAUUUUCUUGAUUUUUAAAACUUUAAACUAAUCCGAGUUUCGGGUCGACUAAGUGUCUUGCGUCGCGUUGAGCCAACAACUGGGAAAAUGUCGACCAACUUUUUCUAGCAAGUGAUGGUUAUUGGCAGCUCUUAAUCUUUUUGAACUGGCAUUUUAUCAUUUACGUGCUACGAAGAUUGAUACGCCUACGAUAGCGCAAAUAUCCAUAGCCACAGGCAAAACUUAAGGUGGCAAAAUAACGUUAGUGAAACAAAAGGACGUUAGCGGCCGUUUGUGUUGUAUUUAUGUCCAAUUACUUCUUGUCCUGAUUGGCUAUUUAGAUAAAAAUUUCGAUCAUGUGAUCCUUUUCGAGUUGCUCGCUCACCACAACGUAAAAACUACUUUAAGUGCAACUGCAACAGGUGUACCUUUUCUGUCGAACAAGUCCUCCAGACAAAUUAAACCACACGGUUUUGGCGAAUUCACUUUAGCAAUAACGAUGCCUUCAAUCUAUUAGAAGUAUGAAAAAUUCGUACACAUAAUAUAUUAAGACAAACAUUAAAACGUGCAAAAUAAACCUUUUAAUUAAAAGUGACCGGGCUCUAUUAUUAACUUCGUCCUAAGUCAUCUGCUACGUGUUUGGACAUUUUGCUGCCACAGCGAUUGUCAAGUAUAUUCAACCUCCGAUGGGCGUUAUUUUUUAAAAACGGAAUUCGCAAAAUAUACUACUCUCAGGCCUGUGCGUUUACGUAUCUUCGACAUUGAACAGAGGUUAUUUGGACAUUAGCAGUUGUUUUUUUUUCGGCUUUAAGCACUUACUGUGUAUUAGUCAGAACGAUUUCUUUUGCUUUUCAAAUUCAUCAGAAAUUAACGGCUACUCUGGAGUAGAUCAUUUUAUACUCGGGUUGACAUACGCAGACCAAAAUUUGGUGUAUGAAUAUUUGGGUCCAUCACCUACAGCGGGAAAACUGCAUAAUAUUCACUAACUGACAUCAGGCAGCUAGUGGUGUAUUUUAACGUUAAAAGAUGCCGAGCAAGCAGCACAGGUACUAGCUGCUCUAAUAUAAACUUAUCAACCCCGAGUUGACAGUUAAUUUCCAGGGAAAUUAAAAAGCAACAAUUACUAAACUGGAGUAUCUACUGGAAAGCGCACGGGGGGCCACCAAAGAACCGAACCCCUCGCAUCUGUGUCACGUAGCGGCCGAACACCGGCGAAGCACGCGUGUUUAGGCUUUUAACUAUUACCUGUGUUGCUAGUAUGGUAUCUUCGUACACUCUACCUAUCCUUGAUUUUAUGUGUUUAGGGAAUUUCUGUCGGACCAAUUCCUAUCAGUGGUUUCUGGCACUUUAUUUAUUUCAGAAGUAAGCGGAGAAAAGUAGAAGAGGCUGAUAUACAAUUUUGACAUUGUUCACGUUCGAAUGAUAGUAGCAUAUGCAGGUUUAAAACACUUAUUAAAUCACUCUGCCAUUUCUUUGUCAGUCGACGGGUGAUAAGGUCUACGUCUCCUUACCCACCCAGGCAAAUUGCUGAAUGUUUGCAUGGAUUUUGGAUCCAGUUUCGUCCAAACCUCUAACGAAAUUAACUUAUUCCCACAUUACCGUAACUUUUUUGCAGUUUUAAGAUUCAAAAAUGUAGUGACAAGCAAAAUCGCAAAGUCCAAUGAACAAAUCACGUUUAUUGUUUUAAUUGUCAAACGGUUAGAUUAGAUUUUGUUUUUUUACUCCUUUGGUACUAUUAUGAGCUGAACUCUUACGACAAAAGCUCGAAGCACGUCUGUUUCAUUUGUAACUUUAUGCAAAACGAUACAGGUGUCAAGGGCUGAAAGUUUAGUUGGCAUAAAGUACGAUGACCACAUAUUUGCGCCAUUCGCAGAGUAGAACAGACUGACUAGUCAAAGUUUGCUUGUGAAUAUUGCGUGACGCUUGUGUGACAUAGUUCAGAUAUUGGUAGGCUCGGUUAUGGCUUGGCUUGCGUUUUCGGAAGUCGUUCAUAUGCUUUGUUUUUCGGCCCAUGGAUUACCCCAGUAUUCUGCCUAUUUUUGAAACAGACCCUCUGGCUUUUUCAUCUGCGCAGUUGAGGAUAACUUUCCAUGUUUUUCCUGGUCAAACUUGCCAUAUCAGAUGUACCCUAAGUUAUUUCCAACGCAACAUUUGCCAUCCAACUGGGCGACGAGUGCACCAAACAUGUUGCAAGAGCAAACAACGCGUUAGCGUUGAAUGUACCCUUACUCUUCUUAAGAGAACUAUCAAUUGUUGGGCUUCACAUAAAAUACCCUGUAUUCGAUCUCUGCAUGUCGAGAAUCUUGUCUGGCUAGGGGAAGCUUCGCCAAAUUUACCAAAAUUUAAUAGAGUCCCCUAUUUGUAUUACUGUUUUUAGUCAUCAGUGCCAAAAGUUUUAAUCGAAUUAUUUUAUGCGAACGCUAUGACAACUUGAUAUGUUUUUACAUUUACCCAUACUGCUUUGUUUUCAAACUUUUGUUAUUUGUUUUUUUUUCCCUCUAGCCUGACAAAGUGAUUGAAAGUAUGCAAUACUUCAUUCAAGGAAUCGGUCUUUGUACGUGCCGAAUUUAACUUUAUGUGGACGUUUGUUACUAGAUAUUUCGAUCUAGAAAGUUUUUCAUGUCGUAGAGUAGAAGUGGUAUGCAUUUCAAGACGAUAUAGUGAAAAAAGAAGAGAUUCUUCGGAAAAAAUCGAGUUGUCUUUUAUGUGUUUUCUCGCUAUACAUUUUUCUGUCUAAAUGCUACAUCUGUUUAAGUCGUAAUAAUUUUUUCUGCCUGGUGGUCUUUUGUUUUGUCUUAAAAAUUGACUUUACCUAGUAUUUAACCCAGAUAAAUUAAGGGAUGUGUAUAGGUUUGAUAGUCUACGGACCAGGUUUCCAUCCAUUCUGUCAGCAGUAAGCCACAGUUUAUUAAAGAAUGUAUUGCUCUAUCGUAUACGUAAUUACAGACUGCAAUGUACGUUAGCCACAGAUCGUGUUUUUUCCAUAAUUUCAUAUUUUCACGUCGGAAUUUUUGAAGGCUGCUGUAGGUUUUUCAAGAUUAUUAGUCAUAACGUCCCAAAAACGUCAACAUUACAGUGGAAAUUCCAUCCAUAUGGGGACAUCCGCAAAUUUAUCGAAAUUCAUUUGCGCACUUUCUGUACCUGCAUAUAUACACAUUUUUUUGAAAAAUAAAUGCUGAAACGGAAAUAUUUCCGAGAGUAUUCACGAUCAGCUGUUUUCGGGAGCAUCUUCUAUUUAUGUCGCAUUCUGUCACCUCUAAAUUUGCAUUCAACAGUGAGCCACGUAAAGAUGCAGACAACCCCGUUGAGCCUAAAUCGGAGAAUGUCCAUGGAGGAUUAUGAUCGUCCAGUGGGAAAAAUUCAACUAUCUGCUGGGUUCCGCUCAAGUCUUCUGGCAACUGAUGUGACAGAGGACAAGGAAUAA